Xyrichtys novacula (pearly razorfish) is the source of this 53807-nucleotide messenger RNA. The record is from the annotation of a GenBank genome assembly. NCBI's taxonomy places the organism in Eukaryota, Metazoa, Chordata, Actinopteri, Labriformes, Labridae.
CUGCCUCCAUGUUUUCUGGAGCUUAAGAGGAUUGUGUGUGUGUAUGUUCUGUGUUGUGUGUUACCAUUUUGUAAUGACAGUCAAGUCCACGGACCUGGUGGAGAGAGACAUCACUGCUGUAAAGCGGACCACUGGGCGGACGUUAUUGAAGAGACCGUGCAGCUCGACGUGUAUGAAUUCCGCGUGCUGAGGGAGGAGCCGAUCCGGAAUUUUUCGCUGAUCUCCUGCUAACAAGAGGUAGGACACUCCUUUUCUCUAUGGUUACGUGUGUGUGUGUGUGUGUGUGUGUGUGUGUGUGUGUGUGUGUGUGUGUGUGUGUGUGUGUGUGUGUGUGUGUGUGUGUGUGUGUGUGUGUGUGUGUGUGUGUGCUGUGUGUGCUGUGAGAGGCGAUGUCCAGCUCCACCGAUAUACUGAGGUCGAGUCCAUUUUAUGGUUUCUCACGUGUUCUGUGCAUUAACUCUGUGCAGAGACAUCCUUUUUGAUUGUAUUUGUGAGAGUCAGAGAGGUGACUGUUUGGGUCACAUCGGCUGCAGUGUUCAACCAAUAAACCCUUGCACUGGUAUAAAAAAAAAUCCCUGGUGGCAGGGCUCUGCAGAUGGCAGUGAUAGUUGGUUGACAACCUGAUAAAGUUCAGACUUAGAAAUAUCAGUGACCAGAAAAUAAAUUAUUAUAAAUUAGUGCACCAUAAUAUUUUCCCUAGAAUGAACUGUAAGCAUGAGCUCAUGACCUAGUAAACAUAAACGGGAGAAUAUUGAUAAGGUCAUUUUUAUAAUUGCUUAACAUUCACUUUCACCUAAAGGUCCUCAGAGAGUUGAGGUGCAUGGUCAUGCUGGAAUCUCAUUAGUAUCAUGCCAACUGUUUUAAAUAUAUAAGCCCUGUCAUAACUUCUAACUAUUUCAUAUACUUCAUUGUAAAUAUUUCUGAGAAACACGUUUCUUAUCUACAAAACCCAAUUCCAUUGAAGUUGGGAAAUUGUGAUAGACGUAAUCAUUAACUUUAGAAUUUGAUGGCAGCAACAAAUGACAAAGAAGUUGGGAAAGGUGGCAAAAAAAUACUGAGAAAUCUGAGCAAUGCUCAUCAAACACCUAUUUGGAACAUCUCACAGGUGAGCAGGCUGAUUGGGAACAGGUUGGUGUCAUGAUUGGGUAUAAAAGCAGCUUCCCCAAAAAAUCUCAGUCAUUCACAAGGAUGGGGCGAGGUUCACCACUUUGUGAACAACUGUUUGAGCAAAUAAUCGUACAAUUUAAGAACAACGGUUCUCAAAGUACAAUUCCAAGGAAUUUAGGGAUUUCAACAUCUACGGUCCAUAAUAUCAAAAGGUUCAGAGAAUCUGGAGAAAUCACUGCACAUAAGCGGCACGGCCAGAAACCAACAUUAAAUGCCUGUGACCUUUGAUCCCUCAGGCGACACUGUAUCAAAAACUGACAUCAAUGUGUAAAGGAUAUCACCACAUGGGCUUAGGAACACUUCAGAAAACCACUGUCAGUAAAUACAGUUCAUCACUACAUCUGUAAGUACAAGUUAAAACUCUACUAUGCAAAGCGAAAGCCAUUUAUCAACAACAUCCAGAAACGCCGCCAGUUUCUCUGGGCCCGAGCUCAUCUAAGAUGGACUGAUGCAAAGUGGAAAAGUGUUCUGUGGUCUGACGAGUCCACAUUUCAAAUUGUUUUUGGAAAUAGUGGACGUCGUGUCCUCCGGGCCAAAGAGGAAAAGAACCAUCCGGACUGUUAUCGACACAAAGUUCAAAAGCCAGCAUCUGUGAUGGUAUAGGGGUGCAUUAGUGCCCAAGGCAUGGGUAACUUAUACAUCUGUGAAGGCAACAUUAAUGCUGAAAGGUACAUACAGGUUUUGGAGCAACAUAUGCUGCCAUCCAAGCAACGUCUUUUUCAUGGACGCCCCUGUUUAUUUCAGCAAGACAAUGCCAAGCCACAUUCUGCACGUGUUACAACAGUGUGGCUUUGUAGUAAAAGAGUGCGGGUACUCGACUGGCCUGCCUGCAGUCCAGACCUGUCUCCCAUUGAAAAUGUGUGGUGCAUUGUAAAGCGUAAAAUAUGACAACGGAAACCCCGGACUGUUGAACAACUGAAGCUGUACAUCAAGAAAGAAUGGGAAAGAAUUCCACCUUCAAAGCUUCAACAAUUAGUCUGCUCAGUUCCCAAACGUUUAUUGAGUGUUGUUAAAAGGAAAGGUGAUGUAACACAGUGGUAAACAUGCCCCUGUCCAAAAUACUUUGGCACAUGUUGCAGCCAUGAAAUUUUAAAGUUAGUUAUUAUUUGCAAAAAAAAAUAAACUUUAUGAGUUUGAACAUUAAAUAUCUUGUCUUUGUAGUGUAUUCAAUUGAAUAUAGGUUGAAAAGGAUUUGCAAAUCAUUUCAUUCUGUUUUUAUUUACGUUUAUCACAAUUUCCGAACUUCAGUAGAAUUGGGUUUUGUAUGUUUGUGGGGUCCAACAUUUAUUUUGUUUUGGUGCCGUCACCUUUCUUCUAACUUAGGAUGCAGGAUAUUAUCAGCAUUGUAUUGGUAUCAGUUGAUUGCUUAUGAUGUUAAUAAUAGAAACAGCAGAUAUGGAUAUUUCUGUCAGUAUAAUGAUUGCUAAUAUAAUAAUAACACAACAAAGUACUGAAUGUGUGCACUGUCAACUUAUGUUUGCCACCAUGUAUGUCCGGAAUAGAGUCCUAUAGGCCAUUGGUUCUCAAGUCCAGUCCUCGAGGCCCACUGUCCUGCAUGUUUUGGAUGUUUCCCUGCUCCAACACACCUGAUUCAAAUGAUCAGCUCGUUAUCAAGCUCUGUAAUGGCUUAAUAACGAGCUGAUCAUUUGAAUCAGGUGUGUUAGAGCAGGGAAACAUAUAAAACAUGCAGGACAGUGGGCCUCGAGGACUGGACUUGAGAACCACUGCUGUAGGCGACUUAGUGGAAGUAUUUUAAAGUGUUGUAAAGAAGACAGCAGACACUGACUGGACAUCCUCAGAUGAGAUAAUACUGUAGAGAAGCUUGUAUUCAUCCCAUGAUGGGGAAAUUUACUGACUUUCAGCAGCAAAGGGUUAGCAUAGCAAACAUAGAAGAAUAAGUGAUUAAGUACAUUCAUCAUCCACACAGUGCACAAAUAAUUAUAAAAAAGUUAACUGAGACCUAUACAGAAAAUGAGAGAAAAAAAUGUCAGCCAAAACAACAACAACAAAAAACGAAAAAACAGUUCUACACAGCGAACAAAAACAAUUUAUUUGAAGAAGGACAAAAAUCCAUCAAUAUUUUCAGCAUUUUUUAUGUCUGUUUUUAAACCAAACAGACUGACACAAUAUGACAGACUGGUUAUUCUAUAACAAGGGAGACUUGGUGUUCUUUUACUUCAAAAAAAAAAAAAAGAAAAAAAAAGGUAUUUAUAUUUGUAUCAGCGUGAGUUUGAUUAUCUGGGCCUCUUGAACAUUCUCAAAAAUAUGUGUGUGUGUGUGUGUGUGUGUGUGCAUUUGUAGAAUGCCAUCGCUGUCAGAGGACCUGCAGGAGGUGCGGAGUCGGGCGGAGGUCUGCCUGUACUCUGGUGGGAGGGUGGUGGAGGUGCGAGCCGGGGUGAUGGCUAUGGCCAACCUGUCUUUACCACCGUGCUCCAAAUACCGCCACAUUACUGCUGAGACCAUGGUGACAGAGAACAGCUUUGGCAGUAAUAGGAAGGAGGUGAGAGAGCAAGUGCUUAUAUGACUCCCUCUAAAAUGAUAUUUGAUACAGAGAUGAAUGUGUGAUGAUGACAUUGGAUUUUUUUUAACAAAGGGAGCAGGAAGAGUAAGUCAAACACAUAAAUGAUAGGUCUUUACAGUUUAAUCCAGGCGUCUCUGUCCUGACAGCGUUGAAGACAGCUAAAUAGCUGAUGAUGAUGAUGCUGCUUUUUUAUUAGUGACAGAUCCUUUUGAGAAUGAUCAUUGCUGGAAUCACAUCUGCCAUCAUCACCUGGUUUGGCAGCCUUUCCCUGGCAGGCUUAAAAAAAGAUAGGCUGCAUUGUUGAGGUCAUAGGCUGUAGAUUGGGUGACUUGCCUCAGUUUUUCCUGGAAAGAGUAAAAUCCAAAGCUAAAGAUGUCAUUCAGUGUCUAGAGCAUCCUUUGUAGACUGAGAUUGAGCUCCUACCUUCUAACAAGAGAUAAAGACUCCCAAAGAACUUUUUUAUAACACCACCUAUCACACAGCUAAAUCUAGAAAAGUGAUCCAGUAUGAAUUAUUCUGCUGCACUCAGAUACCUUACCCUGAAAAUAAAAUACAUGUCAAGAUAAAAAUGAAUUUAAUGUCUUCAUGUCAGAUUGAAUUUGUCGUCGUUAACUUUGGCCCAUAUUUUCUGCCGUCCCUUUUUGUUCAGACCCUUGCAUCUCUCCAGCAAUUGUCCACUGCUCUGAACAUCCUGGAAAAGUACGGCUGCAAUUUGACAAAUCCCAACAGGCCGAAGUACUGGAGGACGGUAAAACACAACAACCCAGUGUUCAGGGCCACCGUAGAUGCCAUACAGGUAACUCUGACUCCACAGAUUGCACUUGAGUUUUAUAACUUUUCUUUGAAUUAGGGCCCGACCGAUAUCAAUUUUCUGGGGCCGAUGCCGAUUAUGGGGGGGGGGGGGGUUCCGAUUACCCAUUAAUCGGCCAAUUUUUAAAUUUUUUUUAUAUAUACUGUAGAUAUCUACAGUAUACUACAAAGUGUAGAUAUACUGUAGGCUACUGCUCAUCACGCCGACAGGAAGACUGACUGAUCAAACUCGGACCAGAAAAGCGUUUUCAACUACACCACCCACCCACCCCCCACCCACUCACGUUACACAUUUCCGGUCCGGGCUCAUCUGGAGACAUGCAGCUGCUUCAGUAAGAGAAGUAGCUCGAUCACAUAAUGUGUACUGUUGUUUAUUCUACCGUUACUGGCACAGCUAACAGUGUAGCAAGGCUAAUAGCAGGUGGCUAACUCUAACUUUAGCUUGCAUAUUACAUGGUGCUUCACCGUUAACUCGGUGUGACUGAGACCAGCACAGCGAGGAACAUCGUGAAGUGGGUUUAACUGAAACUUGUUGACUUAUUGUGUAUUUCACAAACUGGUUUAUUUACCGUUGAGGUGGACCACUCUCCUCCGUGCGUCCCUGAGCUGCCUGCUUCAGAUCCGUCACUCUGCUGUGCUGUGAGGUAGUUAAUGGAUGAAAAUUGUCAUGAGGUCGCUGUGCCAUCUACAGGAUAAGUUGGGAGCUUUUCAAAUGGCGGAACAUUUUCGAAGUGAAACCUAAUCUUAUUCUUCGCAUUUUAUUCGUGAAAAUAUUGGCAAAAAUCGGCUAGUUCUGUCUGUUUACUGAUUAGUCUCAAACGGGCUAAAAUUGGCCGAUUUAAUCGGCUUACUGAUAAAUCGGUCUGGCCCUACUUUGUUCCUACUUCCUUUGUCCUUACUUCCUGAAAUAAAAGAAAUCAACAAAAUAUAAAUGCUAGAAAUUAUGACUUGACCCCAUCAGAUAUCGGCAUGAUCUUCAUGUUUCAAACUUUAAUAAUAAUAACUAAAAACCUUAAAACAGUCACAGUCUAGUCCUGAGACUGUUGCAUCUCUAUUCUCUCUUCUCUUAUUUUAAACAUACCUGUGCUGCUGCAGUUCUGUCCCCUUUACUUUAAAUCCUGAGGUAUCACUAUUGACUUUCAAGGAUAUUACAGCAUGUAUCAUACCCUUUUUUGCUAUUUUUGCACAGGGAGGACGAGCAGUGCUUUGUCUCUAUGGUUACUCCAAUCAGCAAGCAGACGGCCUCAGCUUCCCUGAUGAUGUCACAGACCCGGAUGUGGGCAAAGUUGCUGCCGUAACGCUGGAAGUGAUGAGCCUGAGGAUGGAACUAGAAAUGCUUAUCAAGGUGAGUGUGUGUCUGUGCGUGUACAUGCGCGUGUUUGUGUGUGUUGUGAUUACUGCAGGUUAUUUGCCCACUAUUUUCCUUUUUUUGUUGGAGAAACAAGUUUUCAGCAGAAACUUUCAGCAAUAGUAUGAGAAUUCUUACAACAAACCGUAAUUCCAGAGGAAUUUGGAUGUUGUGUGAAACAUGAAUAAACACAGAAUACCAUGAUUUGUAAAUCCUUUCCCAUAUUUGAUUGAAAACACCGGGAAGACAAGAUAUUUAAUGUCCAAACUGAUGAACUUGAUUUUUUAUUGUUGUUGUUUUAAUAGAUAUUCACUCAUUUUGAAUUUGAUGCUGCAGCACAUUCCUAAAACGUCAGUUCAGGGUCAACAAAAGUCUGGGAAAACUGAGGUCUACUCCAAAAACACCUGUUUGGAUCCUUUCACAGGCGAACAGGUUCACUGGAAACAGUUGAGGGUCAUAAUUGGGUACAAAAGGAGCAUCCCUGAAAGGCUCAGUCCUUCACAAGCAAUGGUGGAGCCAGGUUCACCAACAACCGCGUGAGCAAAUAGUCAAACAGUUUGGGAAUGUUUCUCAACAUACAAUUGCACAGAUGUAACUAACUGUGACAUCUUUGAAGGCUUCAUUUAUGCUGAAAGGUACAUACAGGUUUAGGAGCAACAUCUGCUGCCAACAACGCCCGGUCUUUUUCAGGGACGUUCCUGAUUAUUUAUUGCAAGACAAUGCCGAGACAUAUACCAAAUUUUUGUAAUGACAUCCAGGGAAAUCAAGGGAGUAGGGGGAUGCUAAGCCAAAUUCUUCAGGCCUUCUAUUUCAUGGCCUUCAACUUCAUAGCAGCGCACCGCACACCCCUCGUAAAAACUGUUGUUCAGGACUGCGGGCAACAUGCUUACUCACGCUUCCUACCUACUCGCCUACUAGUCUACACACAACAUUUUUGUUCUCAUUCAUGAAAGGCUUAAAUCAAGGACAUUUCCGGGGACAGUUUUAGCUGGGGACAGGUCAUACAAUUCGGCGACUGUCCCCAGAAUUCAGGAACGUCUGGUCACCUCAUCCAUCAAGCAAGACUAAGAAAGACAGUAAGUGUCCUCAGUUCACCAAGGCUUACUGAGAGUUGUUAAAGGAAAAGUGAUGUAACACAGCCGUAAACAUGACCCUGAACCAGCAUUUUGGGAACAUGCUGCAGCAUUAAAUUCAACAUGAAUGAAUACAAUAAAGUUUAUCAGUUUGAAAAUAAAUUUACUUGUCUUUUUACUGUCUUCAUUUAAAAAUAUAUGUGGAAAUGGAUUUUUAUUUACAUUCUACCCGACGCCCCAACUUUACUGGAGUUGGGUUUUGUAGCUGUGCAUCAUUUGGGCACAAGCACAAUUCUUACUAUGUUAGAUUUAAAUUUGCUGUUGGACUUAAAAUACUUUUUAAAAAGUGUGUACAAAUUAUCUGUGGACUAAUGGGGUAGGAUUAGGAAGGUGACUUAAAAGGCAUCUUUUCAGGGUGGUAGAGGCUGUGAACAGUAAAUCUAUUUUUCUAUAGUAAAUUUAGGUAUGGUUGUUUCUUUAAGUAACAUAUGAACUCACUUUUAUGUAAAGGAGAGCCAAAUCCGAAUAUGAAGCACUUCUUAAAAUGUUAGUCACUGAGACCUAGAGCUCUCUCUGUGAGCAAAAGUACAAAACAACAGCAAGAAAAAACUGUCCUUUACUGGGCAGAAAUCAUUAGCAUAACCAGGAGGGUAGCUAUCUUCUAAGAAAUAAGUAAAGAACAAUUUAGUACUCGUGAUAAAUAACAAACCUUUCCACACUGUGUUGGAUUGAAUCAGUGUGAAGUCUGUUUGGGUUUAUUUAUGUUGUUGCAGGUGGUUGGUUUGACCACACAGCCAGUUUAAAUUUUUGCCAGUUAGCAGCAGACAGUGUUUAUGCACUGCAAUAAAAGAUGUCGCCUUUUAUAGAGGCUGACUUUCUGGCAGAAGCAGCAGAAGCCCUGGAUCCUAGGUUUUCUUUUAUUUUAUUUUUUACGUGUUUUUUGGGCGAUUUUGCCUUUUAUUCAUAGGAUAGGGUGAAAUGUGGGGAGAUAGAGAUAGAGAGAGAGAGAGAGGGGGGAGGACAUGCAGCACAUGGCCAGACUACAUAAUUUCUGCAGAACUGUUCAGCUCACCUACUGAAUAUGAAGUGCUGACAGUAAUCUGUGGUUUGUUUUGAUCCCAGGAGGCCCAUCCACACCCUGAAUUCUAUGAGAGAAUCAUACCGACACUGAGACAUAAGGUACGGUCCACCAUCCACACCACAGUCAUAUCUGUGAGCUCUUCAGUUUCAUACAAAAAUAUAAAAGCAACACUUUUGUUUUUGCUCCCAUUUUUCAUGAGCUGAACUUAAAGAUCUAACACUUUUCCUUUGUCCACAAAAGACCUAUUUCUCUCAAAUAUUGUUGACAAAUUUGUCUAAAUCUAUGUUAGUGACACUUCUCCUUUGCUGAGAUAAUCCAUCCACCUCACAGGUGUGGCAUAUCAAGAUGCUGAUUUGACAGUUUGCCCUAGACGGCCACAAUAAAAGGACACUGUAAAAGUUGUAGUUCUAUCACGCAGCACAAUGCGACGGAUGUCACAAGUUUUGAGGGAGCACGUUUUUUGUCCUCCAGAGCUGUUGCCCUUGAAUUGAAUGUUCAUUUCUCCUCCAUAAGCUGUCUCCAAAGGCAUUUCAGAGAAUUUGGCAGUCCAUCUAACCGGCCUCACAACCGCAUACCACAUGUAACCACACCAGUUCAGCACCUCCACAUCCAGCAUCUUCACCUCCAAGAUCGUCCAAGACCACCUGGACAGCUGCUGCAACAAUUGGUUUGCAUGACCAAACAAUUUCUGUCAGAAACUGUCUCAGGGAAGCUCAUCUGCAUGCUCGUCGUCCUCAUUGGGGUCUUGACCUGACUGCAGUUUGUCGUCAUAACCAACUUGAGUGGGCAAAGGCUCACAUUCGAUGGCGAUUCGAUUUUCUCUUAACAGAUGAAUCUCGGUUUUCACUGUACAGGGCAGAUGGCAGACAGCGUGUCUAGCGUCGUGUGGGUGUGCGGUUUGCUAAUGUCAAUGUUGUGAAUCGAGUGGCCCAUGGUGGCAGAGGGGUUAUGCUCUGAGCAGGCAUAGGUUAUGGACUACGAACACAGUUGCAUUUUAUUGAUGGCAUUUUGAAUGCACAGAGAUACCGUGACGAGAUCCUGGGGCCCAUUGUUGUGCCAUUUAUCUGUGACCAUCACCUAAUGUUGCAGCAUGAUAAUGCACGGCCCCAUGUUGCAAGGAUCUGUACACAACUCCUUGAGGCUGAAAACAUCCCAGUUCUUGCAUGGCCAGCAUGUUUGGGAUGCUCUGGAUCGGUGUAUGUGACAGCGUAUUCCAGGGCCCGACCGAUAUGGAUUUUUUGGGGCUGAUGCCAAUACCGAUUAUUAGGGGGAAAAAAAUCUAAGUACAGAUUAAUCGGCCGAUUUUUAAAAAAGUUUUAUGAAAUUAUAAAAAAUAUAUAUAUAUAUAUAUACUGUAGGUCACUGCUCUCAAGGCUAAUAGCUAAUAACUCUAACUUUAGCUUGCAUAUUACAUGGUGCUUCACCAUUAACUCGAUGUGACCGAGACCAGCACAGUGGGGAACAUCGUGAAGUGGGUUGGAGUGAAACUUGUUGACUUAUUGUGUAUUUCACAAACUGGUUUAUUUACCGUUGAGGUGGACCACUCUCCUCCGUGCGUCCCUGAGCUGCCUGCUUCAGAUCCGUCACUCUGCUGUGCUGUGAGGUAGUUAGUGGAUGAAGAUUGUCAUGAGGUUGCUGCGCCAUCUACAGGAUAAGUCGGGGAACUUUUCAAAUGGCGGAACCUUUUCGAAGUGAAACAGGAUCUUACUCUCUGCAUUUGAUUUCUGAAAAUAUCGGCAAAAAUUGGUGAAUUUUGGCCGAUUGCCGAAUAGUCUCAAACGGGCUGAAAUCGGUCAGGCCUUAGCGUGUUCGUUCCUGCCGAUAUCCAGCAACUCCGCACAGCAAUUGAAGAGAAGUGGAACAACAUUCCACAGGGCACAAUCAACAACGUGAUCAACUCUAUGUGAAGGAGAUGUGUUGCACUGCGUGAAGCAAAUGGUGGUCACACCAGACUUUUCGUGUACAUAGAAAAAAUCUUAGAUCUCAGAGUUCAGCUCAUGAAAAAUGGGAGCAAAAACAAAAGUGUUGCUUUGAUAUUUUUCACUGUAUUUAACUUAAAGAGUGCACCAUCAAACUCUUAGAUGAAGUCAAUAAUUAUUAAAUCACAAAGAGGAAGAACUCAGAUGUGCUUCAACUUGGAGCUAUUUAUUUGCUAUCCUCCCACAGGUGUGAACAGAGAACAUAGAAUAUCACAUUUCUAACAUGCCAAAGGUUCUUUGAAUUUCGUAUCAGAUGCUCCUCUAAAACUUUGUUGGAUUUAAUUAUUUCUUCUUUUCAAACUCUACAUGAAAAGAUCUCUCUGAAAGCAAUGUCAGUGUAAGUGGUUCAUAGAGAAAUUCUGAGUGCUUUUUUCAAGCAAAAAAUGUGUUAAAAAAUUUACUUUGGUGAAAAUCAGUACUUUGGAGGUUGAGUUAAACAAUCCCAGGGACUAACUUUAACUUUCAAACUUUAUUUGAAAUCAUCAAAGUGCAAGUAGAACUGUAAUAGAUCAUCCCUCUGUCACUUUGUUACUUUGGCUUAAAUCCUACAGAGUCCUACAAGGUCCUUACACACCGAGGCCGACACAAAUAUAGAACGCAAAAUUCUGAAAUAUUUGACUAUACGCAUCAAGCUCGACGUGACUGUGUGACUUUCCGGGGAGAAAAAAGACGCGUCCCGGGUGGAAGCGAGAAGACUGCUACAACAGCAGACUGACUGUUUUUCAGUUCUGAUUAGACACUAGUGUUGAGAUGUCUGUCUGUCAUGAUAGCAUGUACUGAGUCAGGGCCAGUACCAGAUAAGCACAUUAAACUAUAAUCCAUAAACGUAAGGUAACAACCGAGACCUAAUGGUGCUGUGACAGCAACGUGAUUGAGUUUGAGACAGUGAAAAUACAUAUGGUAUGUUGUAUCUGAACAGGUUAGCUUACAAGCUAAAGAUACUUAGCACAGAUAAAAGUUAAAACAAAGACGUUUAGCAAACUGUUAAAGCACACAAACCAUCGUCAUUUGAGAAAUCCAAUGCUAUGACUCUCCACAAGUUGUCCUUCAGGUUGUUAUCUCUGUAAUAUUUUUUUAUCCCAUUUUUUUCAUGUUGGAUAUACCGGUGAAUUAGACGUCACAACAACACGGAAUCAGAUUGGUCAGAAGUGGAAACACAGUAUGCAAAACUUCGAGCAUGAUCCGAAAAAAGGACGGGAAAACGUCUCUGACGUGUACGCUUGUAUUGACAGGAUACGGGUUAGAAAAAAAAUAUUGACAUCCGGAGUAAUAGCACGUAAAAAACGGUGAAAGGACCUUAAAACUGGCUAAAUGAGUCACCACAGUGUCAGACAUUUUAUGUACACUAAAGCUUGACUUUGCUAAAAAGUAAGCUGAAUGUUGUUAGCUAAUAUUCAACAGUGAAAGUAAUGUUAUAAACCACAUGACUGUCGACUUAACUUUGGAUUACAAUCAUGCUUCUCGAAAGGAUUGAAAUUAGUUUGCAUAGUCCACUGUUUGGACUAUCACUACGGUAGCUAUCACCCCAUCCCUACCUCAGCUCAUUUAGCAAAACUUUUAGAUAAGCACUCACUCUUAAAACGAACCGAUAAUGAUAAAGGUUACUUCAUCCUUGAUUUUUUAUCCUGUUACUAUGGAUGAAGUUCCACCCAUCAAACCGUUUCUUAUUUUGAAUUUUUUCACAUGAGUAAAGUAACCUAAGGUAGCGCUGCUCUCUCCUCUCUCUUUUAAGGAUGUGGGUCUUAACACUGAUGCUGUGGUCUACCAGUCCUCCCCCUCCUCAUGCCAUUCAAAAGGUCAGACCAAGUCUUUGGCCUUCCCCCUCCAACACCACUCCUCCAGGAAGAGCAGCCACGGACGCUCCCUGUCUUCCAACCAUCAGAGUCCCAAGUCCAUCCAAGUCUUUUCCACCUCUUCAAACAAACACCCAGGUGAGAAGAGAAGCUGCUGUCUACAGCUCUCAACGCACGCUGAUAUAUCCUGAUAUGGUGUGGAGGGCAGGGUGAUACAGAGCAAAACAACGAGGAAGAGCCAGACCUUAAAACAGUCAGUAAAGAGCCCUGAAACAUCCGUUGGUUUUAAAGACAGUCACUAAAGGGCCCUAAAAAAACUCUUUGUGAGUCUGUGAAGAGCUAAAAUGACAAAUAUCUGACAUAGGUGUUAAGCACAAAAUAUUGAGCACAACUGUCGUAAAACAGUCAUACAGUUGAAUUUUGCAGAUCAAUAGAAUAGAAAUUUUUCAUGAUCAGUUAUUUCUCCUAUUUUUAUUCAUAUUAGUUAUUCUCCUCCCUAGUUCAUGAAAGGUAAAGUCAUUGAGAGGAGUUUGUCCAAAAGCAGAAAAUAUUUAUUUUUGCCCUGGUCUGGCUACUGUCAUGUACGUUUAACAAUAAUGUGCACUCAGAUAAGAAAGUGCAGCAUCAGUUAUAUUUUUCACAGAAACUUUAAAACUUGUGAUUAGAUAAUUGACAGAGUUCCUGAGAAGUGGUCAUGUACCAUAGACUGUAUAUAAAAUGGAUGCCGUCUGCCUCCUUGCUGGGUGAAGCCACUCAGAGAACAGCACCCUCUGUUGACAGGCUGCAGUAUAGGUCAUAAAUCCCGCCUCCUCCAGCAAUCCCUAUGAAGCUGUGGACAAACUCUAGAAAUUUAUUACACAGAACAUACAUUUUUCUCCCUGCUUGCAGUGUUGACAUGUGACAGCGUCAUCACAGCGUCAUCACAGCGACUCUCAGCGACUCUCCCGCCGAAUGCAUACAAUGCUACUUUGCAAGUGGUGGAGUGCGUACAACGCUACUGCGUAAUGUUGGUUUCAAGAAGUGGAGAAAAAACGUGGAAUUACAGAGCUUUUUGGCUUCAAAUCCGUAUACUGGUGGAAGGCGGAACCAGGUUGUCCAUAGUAUAUAAAGUCUAUGUCAUGUACAAGCUCAUCUGACCUUUGCAAAGACCUACCUAGAAAAAGAUGAAAGCUUCUAGUCAUCUGUUCUGUGGUCAGAUGAAACCAAAAUUCAGCUUUUUGGGCACAGGGAUGUGGCUUUUAUCUGGGGAAAGAACAGUGAGGCCUACAAGCCAAAGAGCACAGUCCCUACUGUGAAAUAUGUAACUGAAAAAAUUAAGAAAUUUCUUGUAUAUGACAGAGGUAUGAAUUAUUUUGGGCUUAAGUAUAAGUUGAAUGCAGAGCUCUUAAUUAGACAAUGAGUAUAAAUGCAAAUGAUCAUUAAUUUCAUGUUGACAGAUUUUACCCGUAAACUGGGUUUUAUGGGUCAAAGCAGGGUCCAAAACAAUGUGCAGAAUGUUCUUCAUGUAAAGGUAUUGUUUAAAUUUGAGCGACCGGGCAGACUGGUGAGGAGGGCCGGCUCUGUUGUGAGGUGUGUUCACAUGUGUGCAGAGAGAGUGGGGGGUAUUCGUGUAGCUCUUUUAGUAUGACUUCCAGUUUUAAAAGCUAUUCCUUAUUAAUUUCGUCCUUCAUAUUUAAAAGAAACCAGUGUGUGUCAUUAUCUAAAACUUGUACAGAGAUAAGGUUUCUGUUCCACUGAUCGUCUGCAGGAAAUCCCUGUGGUUACACUGACCGUACACGCAGACAGACUCAUUUUAGUGCUAUCAGCCCUGACUCUGCAGUCCGACCUCAAGCAUGGUGGCAGUUUGGUGCUUAAACAAAAUUAUUCUUUAUUCUUUUCUUUCCAUGAAGUAGACUUGACAAACAUGCUCAGGGAAUAUUGGAUCAAAAAACCAAACUCCCCCAGGUGCCCCCUCUUCACCCCCAACUCUCUCUCAGUUUAGUUUGUUUUGUCUCUGACAGCCACAUUUGCAAUAAUGUAGAUGAUACUCUUUGGUGAUUGAAGAGUUGAGGAACAGAUGUCAAUUACUGUCCUGCUAUUCUUGUUUUAAAACACCAACAUUUAAAGAUCAGAGCAUGUUGGUUUCUCAAAGGCCAUUCUCAGCCCUUUCAUGUUUUUGAAAAUAUUGUGACCUUGUUUGACUCCACGUGCUCUUUCUGUGUUCCAGAGAACUGCACGAUCUGUGAAAUUUUCCGGAUAUCCACCCACUGCCUCACCUGCCUUCAGGGCCUCUGCUCCGAGUGCGACAGACUGUACCACUCCUACCCUGAGAGGGCCAACCACCGUCGAAUGGCUGUCACAUCAUCAUCAUCAUCUUCCCAAAAUAGGAGCAGUCAAAGGUCAGGAUGAGCAGAUUCAUCUACAAAACCCAAUUCCAUUUAAGUUUGGAAAUUGUGAUAAACGUAAAUAAAAACAGAAUACAAUGAUUUGCAAAUCCUUUUCAACCUAUAUUCAAUUAAAUACACUACAAAAACAAGAUAUUUAAUUUUCAAACUCAUAAACUUUAUUUUUUUUGCAAAUAAUAAUUAACUCAGAAUUUCAUGGCUGCAACUCGUGCCAAAGUAGUUGGGACAGGGGCAUGUUUACCACUGUGUUACAUCACCUUUCCUUUUAACAACACUCAAUAAACGUUUGUGAACUGAGGAGACUAAUUGUUGAAGCUUUGAAGGUGGAAUUCUUUCCCAUUCUCUCUUGAUGUACAGCUUCAGUUGUUCAACAGUCCGGGGUCUCCGUUGUCGUAUUUUACACUUUAUAAUGCACCACACAUUUUCAAUGGGAGACAGGUCUGGACUGCAGGCAGGCCAGUCGAGUACCCGCACUCUUUUACUACGAAGCCACACUGUUGUAACACGUGCAGAAUGUGGCUUGGCAUUGUCUUGCUGAAAUAAGCAGGGGCUUCCAUGAAAAAGACGUUGCUUGGAUGGCAGCAUAUGUUGCUCCAAAACCUGUAUGUACCUUUCAGCAUUAAUGUUGCCUUGGGCACUAAUGCACCCCCAUACCAUCACAGAUGCUGGCUUUUGAACUUUGCGUCGAUUACAGUCCGGAUGGUUCUUUUCCUCUUUGGCCCGGAGGACACGACGUCCACUGUUUCCAAAAACAAUUUGAAAUGUGGACUCGUCAGACCACAGAACACUUUUCCACUUUGCAUCAGUCCAUCUUAGAUGAGCUCGGGUCCAGAGAAGCCAGCGGCGUUUCUUGAUGUUGUUGAUAAAUGGCUUUUGCUUUUCAUAGUAGAGUUUUAACUUGUACUUACAGAUGUAGCGACGAACUGUAUUUACUGACAGUGGUUUUACGCGUGCGCCCCCCUAAUAAUCGGUAUUGGCAUCUGGCCCAAAAAAUCCAUAUCGGUCGGGCCCUAAUAGCAUCAAAGCUUAUACCUAGUAUCUUAAAGAUAGGAACCCCACAGGCCCUUGAUGGCUGUUCAGUGGCACGGCCAAAGGUUGGAAUUUGAUGGAAAAUGCUGGGAAACAGAUGAACUGAUGAAAGCAGUGUGUGUUAUCAGUGCUGUUAAAAGUAAAACUGUUAAGCUAAGUUUCUGUGAGUUUACCAUCUCACAAGUUUCUUUAACAUCUCUUUGAACUAUGUUCAUAUAACAGCCUGUCUCUCCUCUCUUGCCGUAGUUCCUCCACCUGGCGCUGCCCUCACUGUACCAAAGUUAACUCUGUGCAGGACGUGCUGUGUGAAGAGUGUGAGCUCCCCCGCAUGGAAUCCGUCUCUUCUAAAGUGGAUGAAUUUCAGCCCGCCACCAUCACUGGUCUGUAUUUUUUUUUUACCUAAUAGCACCUAAUGGCAGCAUUUUUCGUUGGUGUUAGAGAAGAAGUUAUUGUUUAGGUCUAUAUUAUGCUCCAAGUACAGUAGAUUAUGGUCAUUGUAUUGAAAUGUUCUCAGUUCCAGUUCUUCAUGAUAAGCGUUCCAUUGAACUACAUCCCUGUUGUCUCCAGCUGUAAUGAAUGAGUUUGUCAGACUGUGUCAUGGUGGUGUGUUGUGUGUGAGUCAUCAUACCUUACAGUCCAGAUUGUGAUGAUCAUUUGAACUUGUCCAGUUCCACAGCUUGACUACAGCUUUGGCUGACUCUGGCGUCCUGUUCAGUUUAAUGAAUAUUUUACAGUUUGAUGUCCUUGUGUGUUGAAUUUUUCCCUGUUUUUUCAUGAGGCAAGCUUUUCUGGUGAUAUCGGCCAUGAUAUACUCAUGAUGAUGUGAACAGGAAGACCCAACCUUACAUGUUGGUGCACACACCAUAACAGCGCUAUGGAGUUAAGGGGAUAUUUUCAGUCAGGAUCACUUUAGUCAAAAUUAAUUAUUUAUUACAAGCAAACAUUUUCACAUUUGCGGAAUGGCUCUGUUCUAAGGGUUCCCUGUCCUUCCAUGCGCUUGCAUGGAAUGCUACGGCUAUAAGAGUGAAGCGCUCCUCCGCUCCUUUUCAUGUGCAUACAUAAAAGCCAAGGCAGAGAAAGCAGCAGCAAAUAAAUACGAUUAAGAUAAAUGAAUAAAAAUCUCCCUACAGAACAGAGCAAGCAUCAGUGACAAUACAUAUGACACUGGUUAGAUCAGACACAACAUAAACAGGGUGGAGGUGGGUUGCAGAGUGGUUGCAUUAGGCAGAGUAGGCAGGAGAAGCAGUUUAAAUAGGGCGCCAUUCUGAUAUUAGCCAAUAGGAUGUAAAGAGGGUGAUCACCUGAGCUGUCAGCUGACUAAGGACUGGCUUAAGAUCAAGUGACUGUAGCCUUUAGCUUGACUCCGUGACCUGCCUGAACUACUGCUAUGCCUCAUUUUAAAACAACUGCUUUGAAGAUGUCAAUGUUAGGUGUCAUUUUUUAAAUCAUGUAACUCAUAAAACUGCAGUUUCCUAAAGAACAAACAAAACUAGGAGAAAGUUGUGAACAUGGAUCAACAUUUCAUUCAGUUAGAGGUACCUUGUGUGGAAAUAAGAAUAUAUAGCCAAAUCCAGCAAUCAAAUUCUAGAUUAAAAUUCUCCCUUGCUCACCCCUACCAUCUUUAAAAGGAUGGCUGUCUGUGAGGACAAGAAGCUCCUCUGAUAUAUGACAAGAGUGAUCCCCUUUGGUGAAGUUUUUACCAUCAGAAACCAUUUUUAUUGACACUCUGCAACUGUCUACUUCUUCUUCUGCGUCCUCCAGCUGGUGCUUUAUGAAAUAUCAUUGGCUAAAUACUGAAAUAAAUGUUACUAGUUUUUACGCUUGUGCUUCAGCAGGAUGGAAAGGGACCCAAUCCCAGUGUAGUUAUAAAAAGCCCAUUUGAAGUGGUCAGAAUCAAAAUGCACUUGUUCAAACAGACUUUUGAAUAUUUUAUUUGGUUUUUUACAAAUUCUUUUAUAGAAAAUUCUGCUAAAUAAUACACAAGACUACACACUGCACCAUCAAGAAAAGAUGACAGUGAUUGUGAUUAUCAAAAGGAAUAGUCGUACUUUUAUGAAGUUUGCAAAGUUGAGGUGAUGAGCAUGACAAAAAGAGAGAAAGAGAUCUCUGAGGAUUAUCCAGCUCAGAAGAUGUGAUCCAGAGACAUUAAAGAGAGGCUUCAAAUGAGAGACAAGCAACUAUUUAUCCAUGCAAUAACUCUCAUUCAAAAAUCAGACACAAAAAAAAAAAAAAAUCGCAGACAUCUCUGUAUCUGUGAUAAGCAUCAGCAGAGUUAAUCUCAAACAUCAGUGUACAUCGGUUUAUUUCCACUUUGGGAAUCUGUUCCUCUCAGAGUGGCAGUGUAAGAGCUGUACCAUGGUGAACGCAGCCAGCAGCGUCCUCUGUGAGGUGUGUGAAAGACCUCGCCUGGCCACCAAACCUCCAGUGACCCCAUCUCACCCUCCCAUUCUCCCACCAAGACCACCAGCACCGGUUCUGGGCAUGCCUGGUGACCCUGACAGCCAGGUCAGUUCCUUUUUGCCACUCCAGCAGAUCUAAUCUACAGAAGUUUGGGCUGGACUCCGCUCUGUUUUUUCACUUAAAACUCUGUUUCUUUAAGGUUUAGUGUUUGUGUGUGUGUGUUUUUUAUGCAUUUAUUCAUCCAAUAAUACAAAGUUACAUAUCAUUUACCCGUAACCUAUCUCAGUCACAUUAAAGAGGAAUCAAAACAGUCUGGAGAGAUUUUAGUUUCAGCAGAUUAUUUUAUGAUUCUCUAUCUGUCUGAGAAACGUGGGCAGCAGGAACAUCUGACUUUAGGCCAACCUGGCAUUGGUAUGACUUAAGCAAAUUUAUGUGAUGAUCAUAUGAACACACUGAUAGUAUCUUCAGUUUCUUAUGGUUAAUUUCUCCCUCUUUCUCUCUCUCUCUCUCUCUCUCUCUCUCUCUCUCUCUCUCUCUCUCUCUCUCUCUCUCUCUCUCUCUCUCGCUAUCUGUCUGAUCAGUGGGUGUGUCAGUUUUGUACUUAUCUCAACUACUCGCCUGCAACAGUGUGCGAGAUGUGUGACCUGUCUCAUCCAGAGCCUGCACCCCUGCCUGUAAAGCUCCGCCCUCCAUCUCCUGUUCGACGUGUCCCUGCACUGUCUAUUAAGCCCAAACAGCCCGCCUCUGAGGAUCUUGACUCCUUGAGGCAACGGCUGAUGAAGGAGGAGGGACUGAAGUUGAUUCGUCUGAUAAGAGUAAGUCAUUGUGAUGACGUUCAUCUCCUUCAACUACAGUGGAUAUAAAAAGUCUACACACGCCUGUUCAACUGCCAGGUUUUUGUCAUGUAGAAAAAUUAAAUCAAGAUAAAUAAUUUCACAACUUCUUCCACCUUUAAUGUGACCUAUAACCUGUACAACACAAUUGAAAAACAAACAGAAAUCUUUCAGGGAGGUGAAGUAAAAAUAAACUGAGAUCAUGUGGUUGCAUAAGUGUGCACACCCUUUAAUAACUGGGGAUGUGGCUGUGUUCAGAUUUAACCAAUAACAUUCAAACUCAGGUUAAAUUGGAGUCAGCACACACCUGUCACCAAUUAAAGUGCCUCUGAUCAACCCCAAAUUAAGUUCAGCUGUUCUAGUUGCUUUUCCUGACAUUUUUGUAGACACAUCAAAGAUAUCAGUCAAGUGAGGCUACAAAAGAAUUUUCAAGGAAUUAAAUACACCAUGGAACACCGUAAAGACCGUCAUCAUCAAGUGGAGAAAAAAUGGCACAGCGGUAACAUUACCAAGAACAGGACGUCCGUCCAAAAUUGAUGAUAAGACAAGAAGAAAACUGGUCAGGGAGGCUACCAAGAGGCCGACAGCAACACUGAAGGAGCUGCAGGAAUUUCUGGCAAGUACUGGCUGUGUAGUACAUGAGACAACAAUCUCCUGCUGUCUUCAUAUGUCUGGGCUCUGGGGUAGGGUGGCAAGAUCCAAACCUUAUCUGACAAAGAAAAACAUCAAAGCCCGGCUUGAUUUUGCAAAAAGACAUCUGAAAUCUCCCAAACGCAUGUGGGAAAAUGUGUUAUGGUCUGAUGAAACCAAAGUUGAAUUUUUUGGGCAUCAUUGCAAAAGGUAUAUUUGGCGCAAAAUCAACACUGCUCAUCAUCAAAAGAACACCAUACCCACAGUGAAGCAUGGUGGUGGCAGCAUCAUACUUUGGGGCUGUUUUUCUUCAGCUGGAACUGGUGCCUUAGUCAGGGUGGAGGGAAUUAUGAACAGUUCCAAAUACCAGUCAGUGUUGGCACAAAACCUUCAGCCUUCUGCUAGAAAGCUGAAGAUGAAGAGGAACUUCAUCUUUCAGCACGACAAUGACCCAAAGCACACAUCUAAAUCAACAAAAGAAUGGCUUCACCGGAAUAAGAUUGAGACUUUGGAAUGGCCCAGCCAGAGUCCAGACCUGAAUCCCAUCGAACAUUUGUGGGGUGAUCUGAAGAGGGCUGUGCACAGGAGAUGCCCUCACAAUCUGUCAGAUUUGGAGUGAUUUUUGAAAAGAAGAGUGGGCAAAUAUUUCCACAUCAAGAUGUGCCACGCUGGUACACUCCUACCCAAAAAGACUGAGUGCUGUAAUAAAAGCCAAAGGUGCUGCAACAAAGUAUUAGUUUAAGGGUGUGUAUAUUUAUGCAAUCAGGUUAUUUUAACUUUUCUAUUUUAUAUUUCUCCCCUUAAAGAUUUCAGUUUGUUGUUCAAUUGCAUUGUACAGGUUAAAGGUCACAUUAAAGGUGGAAAAAGUUGUGAAAAUAUUUGUCUUGCUGUCAUUUUCUUACAUCACAAAAACCUGCCAGUUGAACAGGGGUGUGUAAACUUUUUAUAUCCACCGUAUCUCUGGGGCUCUGUAUUCCAAGGUUUCUAUCCUUCAUGCCUGUUUCAGGAUGGGGAGAAGAAAGGAGUGAGUCCUGAGGAGGUCUACACAAGCAUGAGGGUAGCAAAGGACAGCAGCCUUCCACCCUGCAAAUGGUUAAAGGCGGAACUUCCUGUGCUGUUGGAUCAGAUCAGGACUUUGGUGGCAACAUCUUCCCUUAAAUGUGAUGAUAACCUAACAGAGAGCAAUGUAAGUAUGCUUAUCUCAGAGUUUCAAGGACUGCUUCAUCCUGACAAAUCCCAACCCUGACAAUAACAGACAGAUUACGGCAAGAGCUUUAACUUCUCAACUUUUAAACAUGAAUUUUUAUUAUCUUUUAAAAAAUUGUCUCCAUUUUAUAUACAGACAUUACAAAGCUACAUUGACAUAGGUUUUAUCAAACCUGAAAAAAUAAAAUUUUAGCCACUUUUUGACCCUAAAAUCUAGCAGUUGAAUCCCAGAUACACCUUUUUAUUUUAGCCUAGCCACAGUAGUGGCCCCUUCUUUGCUGAUUUGAAGGUGUUACCCAGCUGAGGCAGAUGGUCAGGUGUUAGAUAUUCAGAGGUUUAUCACUGGAGAUAUGCUGAUGUAGAGAAAUAACUGAUUUCUUAAACAGGGAUCAACCAAGCUGUGUGGGCCUGUAGAUUCUUUCCUGAGUGCUUUGGUGCUACAAUGGUGUUUUUUUUUUGUUUUUUUAUCACACAAGUGAUCAACUAAAUAAGAAAUCCUGCUGUCAAACAAUGGAAAUAUCACAAGGCGUGAAUACCAUAGAUCAGUGGUUCUCAAGUCCAGUCCUGAAGGCCCCCUGUCCUGCAUGUUUUGGAUGUUUUCCUGCUCCAACACACCUGAUUCAAAUGAUCAGCUUGUUAUCAAGCUCUGUAAUGGCUUACUAACGAGCUGAUCAUUUGAAUCAGGUGUGUUGGAGCAGGGAAACAUCCAAAACAUGCAGGACAGUGGGCCUCGAGGACUAGACUUCAGAACCACUGUACUAACCCAUUACUAAUUAGUGUAAUUAGUGUUGAGAUGCUAGUUCAGAGCCAUUUAUUUGUAUCACACGACUCUUUAAGUGUUUUGUUGUCCCUGAUACAGUUUUUUUAUAAUAAUAAAUAAUAAUAAUAAUUCAUUUUAUUUGUACAGCGCUUUUAAAAACACUCAAAGACGCUUUACAUAGUACGUAAAAUUCAAGAUAAUAAGACAAAGACAUGAAAACAGUAAGAUGGACAAAACAGUUAAAUAUUAAAAGCAAUUUUAAAUAAGUGGGUUUUUAAAAGGGAUUUAAAAGUAGUGGAGUCAGGGCAGUGUCUGAUGGAGGGAGGUAGGGAGUUCCAAAGGGUAGGGGCAGCUGAGGAGAAUGCCCGAUCCCCCCAAGUUCGGUGCUUGGGCCGUGACAGUGGGGUGAGAAGAUGGGCAGAGGAGGAACGGAGGUUACGGGGGGGUACAUGAGGCUGGAGUAGGUCGGUGAGAUAGGAAGGGGCUUGAUGAUGAAGGGCUUUGUGGGUGAGAAGGAGGAUCUUGAACAUGAUGCGUUGCUUGAUGGGGAGCCAGUGUAGACGGAGGAGGAUGGGGGUGAUGUGAUCUCGUGAACGGGUGUGGGUAAGGAGGCGGGCGGCAGAAUUCUGGACUAUCUGUAAUUUGUUGAGGAGUUUAGAGGGUAGACCGUACAGGAGGCUGUUGCAGUAAUCUAACCUUGAGGUGAUGAAGGCGUGGACCAGGGUUUCUGCUGCGGGGAGGGAGAGAGAUGGGCGAAUACGGGCAAUGUUUUUGAGGUGAAAAAAGGCUGAUUUAGUGACCUGUUUGAUGUGUUGUUCAAAAGUGAGGUGGGUAUCAAAGAUGAGUCCAAGGUUGCGGAUGGAGGAGGAAGGAGACAGGGGUGAGUUAUCAGCUGUGAUGGAGAAGGGGGGGAUGGAUUGGGUGAUGGAUUUGGGGCCAAUGAUUAUCAUGUCGGAUUUGUCACAGUUCAGUAGAAGGUAGUUAUUGGUCAUCCAGGUCUUUAUUUCGGAGAGGCAGGUUGAGAGGGUGGAGAGGGUGGAUGGGGUGAUGGAUUCAGUGGAAAUGUAAAGUUGGACAUCGUCAGCGUAACAGUGAAAUUGGAGGCCGUGACGACGGAUGAUAUGUCCAAGAGGGAGGAUGUAAAUAAUGAACAGGAGGGGGCCAAGCACCGAACCUUGGGGGACACCUUGGGUCAGGGGAGCAGUGGUGGAGGAGUUGCUGUUUAUGUUAAUGAAUUGUUGGCGGUUUGUGAGGUAUGACUUGAACCAGGAGAGGGCAGUGCCAGUUAUGUAGAUUGAGUCAUGAAGACGGGAAAGGAGGAUGGAGUGGUGGAUGGUGUCAAAAGCAGCGGUGAGGUCCAGGAGAAUCAGGAUGCUAAUGUGGCCGGAGUCAGCGCUGAGGAGGAGGUCAUUGCAAAUCUUGAGGAGGGCUGUUUCUGUACUAUGUUUGGGACGGAAACCGGAUUGGAAGACUUCAAAGAGGCUGUUGGAGUUGAGGUGGGUCUGAAGUUGAGAGGCGACGGCACGUUCUAAUAUUUUAGAAAGCAGGGGAAGGUUGGAAAUUGGGCGGAAGUUAGAAAUUAUGUCAGGGUCGAGUCCGGGUUUUUUGAGGGUUGGGGUGAUAGCAGCCAGUUUGAGGGAGUCGGGGACUGAUCCGGUGUGGAGGGAGGAGUUGACUAUGGAGAGGAUUAGUGGAGAAAGGACUGGAAGGCAGGUCUUAACGAGUGCGGAGGGCAUGGGGUCCAGGGUGCAGGUGGGAGUCUUCAUGCUAGUUAUUAACUGGGAGAGUUGGGCAUGAGAGAUGGGGGAAAACUGGGAUAGGGGCUGAGCAGAGGUGUGGGGGGAGCACAAGGGGGGGGACUUGGGGUGGGGUGUGGGGGCGGAAGUUGCGGACUGGAGGCUGUUGUAGAUGUUGUCUAUUUUGGACUGGAAGAACUGAAGGAAAGUCUGGCAUUUGUCUGGUGUGAAGGUUGAAGAGCUGUUGUCAUGUGGUGCCAGAAGUGAGUUGAUGGUGGAGAACAGGGUCCUGGGGUUGCUGGAGCCAGAGUGAAUGAUGUUGGAGUAGUAUGCUGAGCGGGCGGAGUUGAGGGUGGCUUUGUACUGAUGGAGGUGAUCUCUAUAGAGCUGGAGGUGAAUUGUGAGUCCGGUUUUCCUGUAGAGUCUUUCAAGUUGGCGUUUUUUUUGUUUCAGCUGGUGGAGUGCUGGGGUGUACCAAGGAGCAGAGCGGGCGAAUGUGACGGAUUUGCUUUUUACAGGGGCAAGUAGGUUCAGACAGGAGGAGAGAGUCUGGUUGUAGUAGGUGACAAGAUCAGAGGGGUUAUCGGACGCUUGUGGGGGUGAUGUGGUGAGGUUGAGAGAGAGAGCGGCGGUGAGGGCAGAUGGGCUGAUUGAUUUGAGGUUCCGGAAGUUGAUGGUUCGUUUGAGUCUGGUGGGUGGGUCGGGGAGGGUUAUAACUGUUUUGAUAAGUAAGUGAUCAGAGAUAUGGAGAUCGUGGCAGGAGGGGGGGGAUGUUUCCAGGCCGGUUGAACAGAUAAGGUCCAGGGUGUGGCCAUGGUUAUGGGUGGGGAAAUGGCAGUGUUGGGUGAAGCUGAAGCAUUGUAGGAUGUCCAGAAAUUCACGGGCUAGACUGCAACUGGGGUUGUCAAUGUGGAUGUUGAAGUCACCGAGGAGGAGAACGGAUGGGGAGAGGGCACAGAGCUGUGUGAGGAGGUCAGAAAGGUCAGUCAGAAAAUCUGGGCUUGGUUUAGGUGGGCGGUAGAUAAUAGCAAUAAUGAGAGGGGGGGAACCAGGGAGUUUGAGAGCAACAUGUUCAAAGGAGGAGACGGUUGGCAUGGAAAGUGAAAUGAUUUUGAGAUCCUUAUUGUGAAUUGUUGCAAUGCCGCCACCUCUGCCUUCUAGGCGGGGUUUAUCAAUAUAGGUGUAGCCUGUGGGGGUGGCCUGAUUGAGGGAAAAGUAGUCCAGGGGUUUGUGCCAUGUUUCUGUUAAAAAGAGAAAAUCCAGUUUAUUGUCCAUGAUGAAGUCUUGCAGGAUGAGGCCUUUACUGGUGAGUGAUCGGGUAUUAAACAGGGCCAGGUUCAGGUGAUGUGGGUGGGGCAGUUUCACUGAUGAUUCCUGUGAGGACCGGGGUAGUGUGCGAAGGUUGGCAUGAUGGCUACUCCUUAGAGCAGGGUGGUGGAGGGGCCUGUGGCUGAUGAUGGUGGGGAUUUUAAAACUUGUUAUUUCCUGUUGCAGUGGCUUGAGUGGUGGGUAGGGGGAGCCAGAGGGACGGGUAGGUCGGUGUGCAGGGAGCAGUUCCAGGGGGGUACGCUGGGGGUCGCUGUGAUUGGUAACGGUGUCAGAGGAGGAGCAUGAGGAAGAGGUGGAUGUAAACACUAGUCAGUCGAUCUGCGCGCUUGUGUGGACACUGUACUGGAUGUUGGAAACUAAGAUGGAUCUGCCAGACCUGUUCAGGUGGAUGCCAUCACUGUUAAAAUAAUCAGGCCGGUUCCAGAAACUGUUAAAAUUGUCAAUAAAAUGAACAUUUUGGGCGUUGCAAAGCAUGUUGGUCCAGCUGUUUAGGCUAAGGAGUCUGCUAAAACGCUCGCAGUUCUGCGUCAUCGUCGGGAGCGGCCCACUAAUAAAAACCGACUUGCCACAGUCUUUUAGGGAGUUAAGAAGCCUUUUAAAGUCACAUUUUGUCUGUUCAGACUGCCGACGCGCUGUGUCGUUACAGCCGAUGUGCACAAUAAUGCGGCGAAUGGAGGAGGGAAGAGAGCGGAGGAGAGAGGGGAUCUUAUUAGCGAUAUCGGCAGCUGUGGCACCGGGGAAGGAUAGUGUGGUGACAUUAAAGAAACGAAUACCUCUGGUGAUGGAGUCUCCGAUGAUGACUGUCGUGGGGGCGAAGAGAGGGGCAAUCGGCGGUGCAGUGCCGCUUCCAGGAGAUGUGGAGGUGGCACAACGUAGACGCGGCUCCAGCUCGCGCUGCGGGAUGCUGUCAUUUUGGGACGCAGCUCUGGGGACGGAUCCGUUGCUCGUAAUUUAAUGUCCGAAAGUCAAAGGUCAGCUAGUCUCGAGAAAUUGACUCUUUUAUAUGUCAAACUACAAUGAUUUCUAGUGGUAACAGAAUGAAUCCUUGUCUGACUCUGGUCCCAAAAUUUGAGAAAUCUCUUCAAAUACACUGCUGUGAAUUUGAUUUGGGGUCCAUCCAGCUUUGAUACUUUGUACCUGAAGUCUUUGUACAAAACUGUACUAGGGAUGGGAAUUGAUAAGAUUUUAUCAAUAUCAAUGCCAUUAUCAAUUCUGCUUAUUGAUUCAAUUCUUAAACAAUUCCCUUAUUAAGGCCUUUCUUUGAUUAAAAAAGUAACCUAUAGGUUUUCACCAUUAAUUCAAAAUUUUGAGUCUCUGAUAACAGAAAAAGAUGUAUAUUCCACCUUCAGUGAGAGUCUAAAACAAUCAAACAAAAUAAUCAACAAAAAUGAUAUGUGUACAGCAUUUCUGGCAUGCAUUGUGCUUAUGUUAACACAGGACAUAUAAUAGUGUGAGCAUAUUCUGAAUCGCCAAAAAGAGGACACUACUACGCACGGCAGACUUGUGUGUGCAAUUUUGAGGUGUUUUUUUUUUGCACUGCACUGUUUAAUAAUCAAUGGAUACACAUUCCGGACAUUUGAAGGAUUUUAUUCACUCCCCCGGACAGCCCCCCAAAAGAGGACAUGUCAGGGUAAAAGAGGACGUAUGGUCACCCUGUCGUACGUAUCGUCAGUGCCGUGCUGAGACGGGGCAGCAGCGGCUGACGACCGGUGUUCAAUAGGUGUUGUGUCAUAGAAUGCACCCCUGACAGGAGCGCGGUUGAAAGUACAUAACAAGGCGAAAUAAUCCAAGUUUUCCUUACCAUUGGGUGGAUUCAAAAGUGUGUGCCUUUAAUGAUUUCAUUCAGGCUAUUCAGAUAAGCUGAAAACAAUCGCCCUCUGAUUCGGAAUAUUUGCUGUCCCGAAAAUAUAAUGUUCUCUACCUUGACAGCCAACUGUAUAGUUUAUACACCCAAAUACAUCUCUAUAUGUGCAUUUUUGGGACGCAUAAAAACAGAACGAAAGUUUGCUGCUCCAUUUGACAUGUUGUCAUGAUCCAAUACUUGUUUUUUUUAAAUAUGAGAUCAUAUUUCUUCCACUUUCUAUGGCACAUUCUAUGGCACAACAACAGCGGAAAGCAUUGAAUACAUGUGACUUCUUAAAUCUGAUGCAGUGCCCCAUUGACAAAUGUUGAAGCAUGUUGCUGGUGUUCCCACCUUUGCAUGUUAUCACUGUUAUCACAAACGUUGCACUGUUGUCAUCUUUCUUAGUAAAAUUAAGCUAAGCUUUAGCUCAUUUCUGCUGACUUUUCGUAUCGUCCGCCAUGUUUUUUCUUCUGUCCUUGUGCCCGUUCGCGUAGACUGGCACUCGCGAGGCCGUUUUUCAAGGCACCUGGAAGAAAGGAAUCGUUAAGAUAAAAUGUAAAUGAUGUCGAUGGAUUGAACCAUGUGGAACCGGUUCUCAACAAGAACCGGUUCUCGAUUCCCAUCCCUAAGCUGCACAAGUCGUGCUUCACUUGAACUGUUUGUGUUUUUCUCUGCUGUGUCUUAGCUGAUUGUCCUCUCACACAGAGAACAUCAUGUGACGCUCUCGCUGAGACUGACGCGAAAGAAACCGAGAGUACAGGAACAGAGAGCGGGGUCCAGUUGUCCAGAGCAGAGGCCAAGCAGGCCUGGCUGGCAGCAGGGGGCAGCACAGAGAAAGCUGCCAGACAAGCUCUAAGAGACAGACUUGCGAAGGUGAUUCAGGGUUAUGCAGAGUUAUUUUCCCUCGGCGUUUCCUCCUUCUACAGACAAUAUUGUUGUUUUCUCCCCUCUACCCUCUCAGGUGAAGGACCUCUGUGCCCUGGGCUUCAGUGAUGAGGCUCUCUGUCAUGAGGUUUUGAGGCAGAGUGGUGGUGAAGUGAGAGGAGCCCUGGUCCUGCUGCAGCGACCCCUGCUGGAACCCUUUCACAAGCGCAUUUGGAGUGACAAGCCUGAGCAACCUGUAGAUAUCCAUCACCCUGACAAACAGGUGAGAGCAGACCUGCAGACAGUCACUGUAAACUUCUGAUGCAAGUGAAACAAAAACUUGCUAAACUUUCAUCUCAGAAAAAUGUUGUUUUGCAAAUACUCCUACAAAAGCAUGUAAGGCUUUAUGGCUGUGUGUUUGUACUGGGGUUUACAGACAGCAAUGCUUCUGAGGAGGAGACAAAGUUUGCUGAGCUCUACCCUGAGUCCUUAAAAGCAGGAUUCUUUUUAAGUUGGACUGAGUUUUUUAAAACAUGAUGCCACAAUGAACUCUGUGACAUUCACUGUGAAACUGUUUCUCUUUUACCCGGGAGUGUACAGAACCCCUCCUAAAUCAAAAUACUUCAAGCUCCUGUGAGGAGUUUUUGGAUGGUUAUCAAUUUGACUGAAAUUUGUAUCAGUGCCCUUUAAUGAGCUACAAAAUCACAUUAGGUCAUCAGAAUACAGGUUGGUUAUAUCUAUUAAGUUAAUCUUAAUGUCUGAAACCCUCAGCAGGGGUUUGUGUGAACAGGGCAAAAAAGCAAAGAAAAAAAACGGUACAGCUUUGUGCACAGGACGGGCCAAAAUUAACACCAAUCAGUCCUUACAGGAGCUUUAAGCUCAAACCAUGACCCUUUCCCAGACCAUACCAAGCGGUAUGGUACCUUAUAUUAUCUACAAUGUGAUGUAAGAAAACUUACCUGUUGCAGUUUUGUUAAAUGAAGGCACCAGAAAGACUUGUUUAUGUUACAGAGUAAAUCAUCGUUUGCAACAAAAUAAUCAUUUACUGGCAUCCUGAAUUAAUGCCAGAAUAAAAACUAUCUCAACUAAGUAGAUUUGUGUUGCUGCUCAUAAAUUUAAACAUCAAACUGUCCAUAGAGUUUGGGAAUGUUUGGUUGUGUGUAUUUUUAGGUUGAUUUUAGGUAGGUUCAUGCUUUGACAGUCAGCAGGAUUUAACAUGGGUAUGGGCUGACUCUUGCUCUUGCUCAUACUGGCAUUGUUCUGUAUCUGCUGCUUGGCCUUACACUCACCCAAAACGAUUGAUUUUAAUUUGUAUUCCCUCAUUUUCUGCAUCCUCAAAAAUUGGUGGGUGCUUUAAAGAUGAACCUUGUUGAGCAAAAGUACCCCAUGGUCACUGUUAAAGGUGGGGUAGGCAGGAAUCCGUUAAAGAAGCAUCUUUUUUGUGUCCCACAUUUCCUGUCUUUUUUUCCAGCGCAUUUGUCGGAGGUUGCUAGCUGUGUACGAUCUUCCUAGUUGGGGUCGUUGUGAGCUGGCGCUGUCUCUGCUUCUGGAGCACAGUGCCCCCUAUUCGCUGGAGGACGUAGUGAUGGCUGUGCGAGAGUCUCAUGACAGGGAGUUUAUCAAGAGAGUCCUGGCUAAGGAGUGUCCCAUCUGUCUCUCUGUCUUUCCUCACAGCAAGGUAGGGCACUGGCAGUCCUUUAGCCUUUGCAGAGUUGCAGCAAACUCUUUCUCCAGUCAGGUCCUCCCUGCUCACUCUGUUUUUUUUUCGGUCAGAUGCAGUCCCUGACGUCCUGCCAGUGUUCAGUGUGUUGUGGGUGCUUCCGGCAGCACUUCACCAUUGCUGUAAGAGACAAACACAUCAGGGACAUGGUGUGUCCAGUCUGCUGGGAACCGGACAUCAACGACCCUGAACACCUCAACAGCUACUUCUCAACACUAGAUAUCCAGGUGAGAAAAACAACUGGGACUCCAGCGGUGUAAUAAGAGCCUAAUCUCUGUCCUAUUCGUUGUAGUGUGUGCUUUUCCUUUACUGUAAGAGAUAAACACACUAUUAGUCUGCUGCCAGAGAGUGUACUCUUGAGCGAGCGUCACGAUUUUGUGUUUGGUUGAAUCUGCAUUAUUGAUACCUAGAUACUGAUAACUGAUUUUUGAUGGAUAACCUCAGUCAGGCUAUUUAAUGAGAAAUACAUGUUCACUUGAUAUAAAAGGGGAUUACCAGGAACAAAGAGUCCCUCUGAAGGAAAGAUGGGAAGAGGUUCACCACUCUGUGAGAGACUGAGUGAGCUCAUAGUUCAACAGUUACAGAAUAAUGUUCCUGAGUGUCAACUGUGAAAGAGUGAGUGGAUUUCAUCAUCUGCAGUACAUAAUAUCAUUGAAAGAUUCUGAGAAUCUGGAGAAAUCUCUGUAUAAAAGGGACAAGGACCAAAACAAAGAAUAGAUGGUCCUGACCUUCAGGCAGCACUGCAUUAAAAACAGACAGGACUCUGGAGUAGAAAUUACUGCAUUAAUUCAAAAUCACUUAAAAACCACAAAUGCAGGUUAAUUGUGGAUCAUGCAAAGAGGAAACCAGAUACACUACAGGCCAAAAGUUUGGAAGCAUGAUCAGAUUUGUACAAAAAAAGAUCAUAGUUUCAUUACAACAAUUGCAACACAAUAAACAUGACUAUUGUGUAAAGAGUAACUUAUCAGAAGACACUUUGACUAUAACAACAGCUUGGCAUAUACCAGGCAUUUGUCCACAAGUUUUUUAAGGUAUGUUCCAGGGAUUGCAUUCCAAGCUUUCUUAAGUUCAUUAAAAAGAUAUAGCUGAUUCGUGGGACACGUUUUUCUGACUGAUAGAUCCAAUUCAUCCCACACAAGCUCUAUUGCAGAAAGGUCUGGAGACUGAGGGGGCCAAACCAUCUUUUGAGGAACACCUUCUUCUUUUGUCUAGGUAACCCUGACAGAGCUUGGCAGAGUGCUUAGGGUCAUUGUCUUACUGCAAAACAAACUUAUGAGCCACAAGUCUGAGUCCAGAUGGAACAGCAUGGUGCUGGAGGAUGGAGUGGUACUGUUCCUUUACUUCAAACAAAUCUCCUACUCCAUCACCUGCAAAACAUCCCCAUACCAUGGAACUACCACCUCCAUGCUCAAUUGUGGGUGUAACACAUGGUGCUUUCAGACGUUCACCAGUUUGUCUGCAGACAUAGACUCUGCGCUUUGAACCAAACAGUGCAAACUUGUUUCUAGUCAUCAUAAGUCCAAUUUUUGUGAGCUUUUGCCCACUCAUAUCUCUUUUUCUUGUUCUGUGGAUGAAGUAGUGUUUUUUUGCAGAUACACAACCCUUCAGACCAGCCUUUCUCAAACGUCUUUUCACAGUUGUAAGAGAUAUGGGUUUCGACCUUGUCAUGUUGAUUUCCUCCCUUAUUUGUUGUGCUGUCUUUGCCGAUCUCUCUUACUGCUGACAAUGCUAUGUUUAUCCUCUGCUUUUGUAGUAACUCUCUUUCGUCCAGGUCUUUUUCUAUCAUCAUAACUUCCAGGUUCCUCCAGUCUCUUCAGAGCAUAGUGGACUCCUUUGUUAAACACCUUUAGGCGUUUUGCAGUUUCUCUUUCUGUGUAUCUUUCUUUCCUCAAUGUACAAAUCUGCACUUUUGUUUCUUUACUCAGUUGCUUCUUUCUAGCCAUUUCUGCAGUAGUUUGAUGCAGUUGAGAUUUAUCAGGAUUUUUGUAUGCAGACUCUCAAAAGCCAAAAAGUUGAAGUGAAUAAUCCAACUGUGAUUUGUUUUUUUGCUUUUGCACUGAAGUUGUGACACAAAAUAUUACAGCUAUGCAGUUGCAAGACAAAACAAUGUCAAACCACAGUCUGUACAUAUUACAACAACAUGGUUCAAGGUGAGGUAAGGUGCAAAGCUGAUUUGCCUGCAGCCACCAUUGUACUUUUCAAACAUGUCUCCUGGAUUUCCAAACAUUUACAGUGAACACUGAGUUAGACACCCCCUCGAGAGAUGAAUGUUGCUGACAGGUGGCCUCUCUGGUUAUAUCAGCUUUAUUAACAUUAUUUUUACGCUGGGAUAUCCCUUUAGUGUAAAGCCAGUUUUGGGGAUUGUUUGUGUCUGUUUAGAUAGAGCUUACUGAUUAUAUGGGGCAAUGUUUAAGCUGAUCAGAAUAAUGCCGUCAUUGAUAUUAGUUUUAUAGCAUACAAAAAAUAUAAAUUAGAUUCAUCUCAAAUAAUUUAAAAGUCUGGAAGUCGCACUGGGUAGUCCCUGGGUCAAAGUCAUUUGAAGAGGAGUGGUCUCCCCUUUGUAAGAUUAUCUUUUGGACCAAACUGUUUACUGUAGAUAGAACAGCUGUAGAGAAAAAGGAAAUGUUUGAAGUAAAGAGGAGAUGGAGCAGAGGGCUGAGGGUCUGUGUGAAACCCAGGACCGCUGUGAUGAGUACAGUUUGAACAUGAGGUAGGCUCUGAGCUUCAUGACUGUUUAUGGAGAGUAUCGCACAGCAAGGAGACACAUUUUACUACAGCUCUGUCUGUUCUGACAGGUGAAAUAAAGACACUGAACAGAUUAACAAGUCAGCAGCAUGUUUUCAAACACCCCCACUUAGUUUCCCAGCAUGGAUUAAAGUAAUAAAAAUGUAUCUUUCAUCAAAUUUCAUCCGCCUGCCUGAAGUCUCACUGACAACACUUUGCCCAUUUUUCCAGACCUUACAAAGCUUAGGCACAGCUUUUCACUUAGAGCCAGGAAACUGCUUGUAUCAGCAUCUUUUCUACCUCUGAUCGACUAUGAAGAUGUGCUGUAUAUGGGUGAUUCACUGAAAUGUCUUCAGUCCUUGAACACUGUUAAUCACAGUGCCCUGAGGUUUAUCAUUGGUGAUGGUCGUCUCACGCAUCAUUGUGAACUGCAUGUUAACACCCGCUGGCCUUCUUUAAGUGUACACAGGAAUACCCACUGGCUGACCCUAAUUUACAAGGCUCUUCUUGGCUUAGUUCCAUCUUAUUCAGGUACUCUUAAUCAGAGAACCAAAAACCUCUAUGCCCUCCACUCCUGUGUAGGCAUGUGCCGAUAUGAAUAAUUUGAUAUCACAAUAUUGGUGGCCCAAAAUAUCACGAUUCACGAUAUUAUCACGAUAUUAGCGCAUUGCUUUUAACGUUAUUAAAAAUGGCAAAAAACUGCAAAAUCACUUCUCUGUGCACAGCAUGACACGCACAAACAAUAUGAGCAAGAGGCAGAUAACGUGAUGUUGGGAGCAUUAGCUUUUUGGAGCUAAAGUUAGCAGAAACGUCACUAACGUUGUCAUUAAUAAGCAGUAGAAUAGACCAAACUUGUUGCGGUCAUGUUGUUUUUACCUUUAUUUGGGUGAACGAUGCUGGAUGGUGUUCACGGAGGUUUGAAGUGUUGGACAACUGCGCUGCAACUUCCUUAUGGCAUAACCUGCAGAUUGGUGUCAGGUUUACCUGCUCUGUCUGUUUUGUGAAGCCGUAAAACGUCCAUACUGCUGACGAAACCUUUUAAUAGGAGGAUACAGCCGAGGCGUUUCGUCAUUCUCAGUCUCCGACUGUUCUUGGUCCGGUGUUAUGCCGUAGAAUGCACCCCUGAAGGGAGCACGGUUGAAAGUACAUAACAAGGCGAAAUAAUCCAAGUUUUCCUUACCAUUGGGUGGAUUCAAAAGCGUGUGCCUUUAAUGAUUUCAUUCAGAAUAUUCAGAUAAGCCGAAAACAAUAACCCUCUGAUUCGGAAUAUUUGCUGUCCCGAAAAUAUAAUGUUCUCUACCUUGACAGCUAACUGUAGAGUUUAUACACCCAAGUACAGCUCUAUAUGUGCAUUUUUGAGCCACAUAAAAACAGAAUGAAAGUUUGCUGCUCCAUCUGACAUGUUGUCAUGAUCCGAUACUUUUCAGAUCAUAUCUCCUCCACUUCAAGAAGCUAAUGAGCAGAUGGGAUGCAUUGUGGACACGCUCCAACAGUGCUUUGGGUGGCUGCAAUGCAUUGUGGGUGGCCACGCAUUUUGUUGUAAAAUUUCUUCAUUUUCUCUUUUAAUGUUUCCGUUUUUGUUAUUCUGGAAUUAAUGUACUUAAUUGGAGAGUUUGUUUUGGAUUUGGGACUACUUUUGUGGUGGUUUGUUUGUACAUUUUGUUACAGAGGCUUUGACACCCACCGUGGGUAAGACUACAAGAGGGUUAGGUUGGAAAGUACUCGGCUUUGCUCACCACUGUUGAGUGACGCCGCUACUAGUCUUUAAAUUAUAAUUGUGGAAUGAUUAUUACAGUACCUUACGAUUUCAUAAUCGCGGCUGUUUAAUACCGCAUAUCGCAAUUAAAUCGUGUAUCGGCACAUCUCUACUCCUGUGACGUUCUCCAUCUCUUGGUCAGAACUGAACUGGGGAAGAGAACAUUCAAUUUUGCUGCCCCCGCUGUGUGGAACUCCCUGCAGACUGAGCUGAAACUCAGAGUUCAUGUCACUCAAGGCCUUUCGCUCCAUGCUAAUAGACAGACAGCGUGAGACCACCGUGCUUGUGCUUCUAAAUUGAUAUUUAUGUUAAAAGCUUUGUUGCAAGAUACUUUGCAAUCACAAAAAUGUGUAUUUAAACUUACUGUAUUGUCAUUUUUCAAUCAUGUUUUGUGCUGUUGACUUCUUGUCCAGGUCAUCCUUAUGAAAAAGAUCUUGAUCUCACUGGGUUUUUUUCUAUGUUGUACUCUUGUACUUCAGCUGCGAGAGUGUCUGGAGUCAGAAGUCUACGAGCUGUUCCAUAAGAAGCUGACUGAGCAGGCCCUGAUCAAGGACCCAAAGUUCCUUUGGUGCUGUCAUGUAAGUUCAAGAUAAGACAAGAUUAAAGAGUAAGAUCAAAUAAGUUAAGAUGAGACUUAAUUUUUCCCUCACUGGAGCAAUGUUGGGGUUAACGGCAGUCAAGAUCAGCAUAGCAGACAAAGAAGAAUAAGUAAACACACAAUGCGUACAUUAUUGGAAAAAUUUAAUAAAAAAAAGUGAGUUCAAGACAAAAAAGAACACAAUAGUAUAAAAGUUCAGCUCCGCACAGUGAACAAGAAAAUGUUGAAUAUGUUUUUAAACUUGAGCAAGUUUCUUGAUAAUUCGUCAGUGACAAUAAAUAAAUGGCUUGUGUGAAUUCCACACAGGGGAUUAUUGUCUGUUAGUUUUUUAAACCUGGACAACUGGGUGCAGGUCUGGUUAAACAGUCUGACUGCAGCAGGAAGGAAGGUAUUUCUCUUUUAAACAUCGCGGAUGAAGAAGCCUGUCACUAAAGGAGCUGCCCAUUGCUGUUUCAGUGUUCUGCAGGGGGUUGGAAACAUUGAUCCUCCUGUCCCCCACCACAUCUACAGGGUUCAGAGGGCAGCCCAGGACAGAGUUAGCCUACCUCACUAGUUUGUUCAGUCUGUUCUUGUCUGCAGCUGUGAUGCCCACAAUAGUGGACACCUCAAGCUAGUGAAGCGCUGAGGACUGUUUGAAAUCAACAGACUGGACUGUGCUGCUGGAAACUAGUGUUGUUCCCCGUUUUUUUAAUAGUGGUAAUUAGAGGAGAGUAACCCCGAAUUUCCACCACAUUUGGAACAGCUCCGAUCAGGAACGGCUGAUUUCUUGCUUUUCUUUAUUUUCUUUCGAUUUUCUUUCUUGUUUGUCUCCGCCCGUUGCAUGGUGUGAAAUACGAUUCUGCCUGAAACACGGUGUGUUUUAUUUUGAAAAGAGGUCGGACGUUUUAUUUGUGUCUGUGCCCGACUUCCUUUCCAGCAGGGGUUAAUCUGUGCUGUAUUUUUCCGGCCUGCUCCGGCGUUCGGAAAAAAUAGAACUCUUGCGAUCAGCUGCAGAGUCCGGCGAUCUGAAGCGGAACGGAAAGAAGCCUGUUCUGGAAAUUGACACAUUAAGUUCAAUGGUUACGAUCAGCUGCAAUCAGCGGAUACAGCCUUUUCGUAACCAUUCCGGAUGUGGUGGAAAUUGGGGGUAAGACUCACCAGCUGUAGCAAGGUACAACUUUUUGCGAUGAUGUUCAGUUUGGCAGCAGCGCCCCCUCAAACACAAGUAGGGCUUUUUGCAAGUGCCUGCAAAUAGUUGCCUCCAAAGCAAACCAUUGACAGUGUUGAUGUUAUUUCUCAUCUAGUCUUUAGGAGAGACCUUAUGGAAGAAUAUAUCAAAACGUCAUGUGUGUAGGUCAAAGGGCAUUGCCAUGGCGCCCUUUUCACUUAAACGUUGUUACACCAUAAAUGAGUCACAAUACUCAAAGGCAGUCACAAGCACCAGCCAUCACAAAUGUCCUGGCUGUCAUGGAAAGCAUUGCAUGGGGGAUGACAGGCAGUGUCAAUGGGCAGUGGUCUGCUGGGGAGGCAGUCCACAGAAGUGUAAGCGUGACACGGCUGUGCUUUCCAAAUAAAUUGCAUUGGAUUGAAAUGGUAAAGAAGAAAGAUCUUAUUGAAAACUGUGAAUUUUAUAAUUAUCUUCAUAUUUAGGGAUUUCAGCAUACAAACACAGACACAUUGACUAAAGAAGGAGAGAAUGGAGGAGAUUGUACGGGACUUCAUCUCCCAAAACAAGUUGUCAUUUGAUUAAUCACCUAAUGUAGAGAAUAAUGAAUAAUGUCUCUGUUUUCAGAUGAAGGAAUGCUUACAGGGGUUUUAACAGUGUUGGGCGGGGAUGUUGUCGGGAAAAUGAUCAUUUUGAGGCUCCUUCAAAAACAGGUGUUUCACUCACGCAGGAACCAGUGGACCAGAGGGCAGACACAUACAAGGACAUUUAUUUUCCAUGAUGUGAUGAUAGGAUUUGAUAACUAUCAUAAAUUAUUUGCAGCCAGUGUGAUUUAUGUCAGCUUAUGUCAUUCUCUGUCCUCUCCUUUCCCCAGUGUUCUUAUGGGUUUAUUUAUGAUGGAGACCAGCUGAAAGUCACCUGUUUUCAGUGCCGAAACAGUUUCUGUGCACAGUGUAAAAAACCUGUAAGUAUUAUCAGUCUUUAUUUUGUACCCUCUUUGCUUGGUUUUCUCUCAAAUCCUGUUUCAAUUGCCCUUUUGCAACCUUCUGAUGACCCAUGAGUCACCAGAGAGCCAAACAAAUGUUCUUUUGUUUUACAUAAAUGAAUAAAAAUGGUGCCAAACACACACAUGCAUUCCCCUGCAUGCAGGUAAAGGUGAAAUUGCUUUAUGUCCAAAUCUGAUUUGAAUUUGGCCGUGCAUAAAGUCACGUGUGUCAGACAACUUAUUAACUUCAUAAUACAGUGAUUGUCACAACCCAGCUCAUCAAGGAAAAAGGGAACAUAACAACAUAAAGGUCCUUUCAUACUAGGACCGUUUUUGUCGUGCGAUUAUUUCUGACGUCAAUAUUUUUUAAACCCGUAUUCUGUCUAUACAAGCGUUCACAUCAGCGACGUUUUCCUGCGAUAUUGCAGCAUUUAUUAUUUCGGAUCACGGUCGAUUUUUCUAAAGUUUUGCAUACUGUGUGUCCACUUCUGACCAAUCCAACAUAUAUAUCCAACAUAUCUGACCGGCUGAUUGUUUACGUGUCGGAGAACAGAGUGCUUUUUGAUAAAAGACACAAACAUUACAAAGAUAACACCUAAAGGGCAUCUUGUGGAGAGUCAUAGCGUCGGAUCUCUCAUAUGACGAUGUUUUGUGUGCUUAAACAGUUUGCUAAACGCCUUUGUUGUAACAUUCAUCUGUGCUAACAUAAGCUAACGGUUGUUACCGUAGUUUCAUGUGCUUAUCUUAUUGCCUCUGAUUGGCUUUAAGUGCUGACCAUUUGGCUUGAGCAUGUGGUGACGUUUCCAAUUUUUCUAGCCAAUCAGAGGCGAAGAAGGCGGAACUUUCCCCGGGAAAGUCUUCCCAGGAUGCAUUCACCCCCAUAGUCAGGCGCGUCAAAAUUCGCCUCCGAAUAUUUCUUAAUUUCGCAUUCUACAUUCGCGUUGGCCCUGGUGUAUAAGGACCUUAAAACCUAAAUGUAGUGGUAUUAAGUGUUAUUUAUUACAAAGAAGUGAGAUUGGAACAUAGAAAAGAGCGAGGCGUGGAGAAUGGUGGGAGAGUGCUGCUCAAAUCAACAAAUAAGGAAAACCACAAGAACCUCUAACCUCGAGUCCACACAGAGACACUGCUCAUUCUAAAACAGAAAUAAAACCUUGCAAACUCUAACCACACAAAAAGUAAAGACAAAGAGCACCCCUAAUCUCAUGAGCAUAACAAAGAAUAAUCCUUCGAGCAAAUGCGCAAGAGUCUCAAAUCUAUACCUGACCCAAUUUAGACCGAGUGCCUCAGCGAUACAACACAAUCUUGACAUGAGUGGAGACACGGCUACACAAUGAGAAUUAAAUAAAAGCAAAGGAAUGAAAAAUCUCUCAGGUCCCAACUAGCGAAGGCGGUCCAGCUUCUUAAUACCGCGCACUUCUCCUUGAUUGGCCAGAACUUCUGCUCCGCACCAAUCAGCUGUGUGCUCUCGAGGCUGGUCACGUAGGGGAUGCACCAAUCACUCCGUUACACUCACAUAUUUAUGCCAUACACUCGUAAUAGAUUAAGAACCACAUGGGGGGAUGUGGCUGCGGCUGUAAUGGUUAUCUUUUCUUCUAAUUUGAACUUGGAUGCUUUCAGAGAGUGGAGGUGUCUUGAUAUGUUUUUUUAUUUGUAUAAAUAUUUAUAUAUACAGUAUAUACUAACAUAUACUCUUUUCCUUGACCCGAUUCAACAUAUUUGUGGCAUUGGUUUCCUAAGGGGGAGGAAAGGGGAGGUAGUUACCAUGGAAACACACUGGGCAUGUUUCUGUGUUUUCUCUACAGUGGGAGUCUCAACACGCAGGCCUGUCCUGUGAACAGUACCAGUCAUGGAAGAGAGAGAAUGAUCCAGAGUAUCAGAGACAGGGCCUGGCUGGAUACCUUAGAGACAAUGGCAUCAGUAAGCAGAAACACACACACACACACACUUACUCUAAAAUGAUACAAUGCAGUUGGUGCUGUAGGCCGUACUUUGACCCAGCAUGAGCUGCAGGUGAGGAGAAAAGCCACAACAGGCCGAGACUAAGUGUAAGUUUUAUUUAUGAAAUGGAUGUUACAUAUUUCUCACUGCUGACUGGGUCGCUUUGUCGUAAAAAUUGGAGGAGAUAAUGCCUGAUCAUCCUCCCAAACUUAAUAAACCAUGUGUUCUCAAACAGGAGUCUGGAUCACAGGUCACAUCUUAACUUGCAGGGCUACUGAUGAAGCUGCUGUAUUUAAAGAGUUGGGUAUGACAAUGUAUUGAAGCUGCAGGUUCACCACAUUGCAGCCUCAAAGUUACGGUCUACGAUCUGAAAACCAGUUUGGCUCUUGAGACAGAUUUGAAAAACACAGCCUGCCCUCCCUUCACUCACCCCUCCCCUCUGUGUUCCAAGAUCCAAGAAGCCCCCCGCCCAGCUCGUGUCGCCUCCUAACAAUAUGCCCCCUCCGAUGGAGCAAGAAGCCGGUUGGCAGAAAAUAUCAGCAGCAAAGCUAGCUUUGAAAACAACACAGGAUGUCUGAUGCAGAUAAAAUUGUUGAGGCUGCUGAGGCCGGUGGUCUCUGGAAUCCGACCUUCAUUGGAGUUGAAGUGAAAUGAGAUUUCUCAUAGCCGAAAGUAACAAACAUGACAGUCAUCCCCCUUGUAACACACAGUGGUAGCUAUUUCAAUUGAAGCGGCGCGAUCCAAACCAUAUAUUAGCGGGGCGGAGUGGGUCUUGCGUUGCCACUGCUAGCCUGUCAGAGCAGAGCCGAUUGUGGGCGAGGCUUUACCUUUCUCGGCGUGUCUUCACCAGCUCAGUUUACGAUGCUAAAGAUGCGUGGCUAACUUAUGCUAAAAUCUAUUGACAGAGCCUACCCAUUCUGACCAAACAACGUUCAGUCAUUAGCCAGUAUAGGCACAGACUAACCAGAGUUAUUCAGCAGAUAUCUCCUACUGUAGUAAACAAAGUAAUUAUCUGUUCAGCAGAAAUUCGGCUGUCUCAGCAUCAGUUUUCAGUCCCAAAUCCUUCUGCAGCUUUUUUCACCGGUCGUACGUUUCUCCAAUGUAGACUCUCCGUUAGCACCUGUAUGGCUCAUAAUUGUUCCUUGAAACUUUUACGUUUCCUUUCCUUCGAUGUGGAGGGAAACAGAAGCGGCCUCCUGGUUUCUGUGUUUGUCUUCUCCGGCUCCAUUACACUUCAGUAGCUGUGCAGCUAGCUAAUCAUAUGUACGUGAGGGGGGUAGUGGGGAAGAGGCGGGAUGGUGCGGAGCAGGGGAGACAGGGGAUUGGACGGACUCACGGACCACUCCGACCCCGGUGGUUCAGAUUGGUCGAUUAUUAUGCCUUUUUGCGGUGGAUAUACUGAAUGGAUUUUUUUUCGUUCUUUUUUGAUCUUUAUAUUGCGUAGAUCAGACCAUAGGACCAUAAUGGCCUUAUAAACUGUGUUAUUAAUAAGUACCAAGCUUCCAAAUGGGAGACCAUAGCUUUAACAAAGGGCAGAUCUUAUCAGGUAGGACAGGCUGUGCUUCAUUAAAAUACAGACAGUAUUUUCUUUCCCUCUGAUCCUCUCCUGGCACAUGUUAAACCCACAGUGACCUUUGAUUUUUCUAAUAGGACACCCCCUCCUUGAUCUGAUCACACAUUAAUUCAAAGAAUAUACAAUCUAUUCAAACAGAACAAUAAAUUAGAAUCACUUACCUCAUUUUCUUACUGCCGCUGCCUCCCUCCUCUCUCUGCUGUCUCCUCUCCUCCUGUCAACAUCCACGUCCUCCAUCUCCCCCUCCAGCCUGCCCCAACUGUCGCUUUCAGUAUGCACUGUCUAAAGGAGGCUGCAUGCAUUUCUGCUGCUCACAGUGUCGAUACCAGUUCUGCAGCGGCUGCAACAACCCUUUUCACACUGUAAGUCUGACACACACUGUUGUUGUUUGUAUGGUGCGUUAUCCAUGAAUGUAGUGAAGAGGAAGGUAACCGUAUGAACUGAGCGUUGGAAAUACACACACAAGAGAGUAAAUUCACUGUUUUUUUUAAAUAAUAUGAUUGUGUACUGUUCUGUGUUUUGAAUCGCUGACUCAUAGCAGUAUUUGAUUCAACUGAUUCUGAGUCUUUGUGCAGAGGUUUGUCCUUUGUUUUUUUAUUCUUCAAAGUGGUGCGAUGGUCAGGUAGAUGGCCCUGAAAAUCAACUUAUUAUUUUAAAAUUCCAACCAGAUAUUGUUUAGCUAUGUCUUUUUAUAGCUGUAAACACACAAAUAUUCUGUGAAACAAAUGCUGCAUAAUACCAAGAGCAGAGAUUUCUCAAAACAGGUGUUUUUACAUUUUUUAUGUUUUUGUCCUCUGAACUGUGUCUGUUUUUUCCAUUUAAUCCAUUUGCAUCAGCCAAAAUGUUUUUUCCUUUCAUCAAGUAUUUUUGGUAUUUUGUGGCAUAUUUUCAUUAUAUUUGUGAUUUCUUUCUUGAAUGAUUCAUCAUACAAAAUGAAACAGAUCUUUUGUAUAAAGUCUUUGUGUUACGGUCAGGUUGUGGGUGCACCCUGAAGUGAAUUAAGAUUCCUCAUCUCCUGUGUCUCUGUUAGACCUGUGCUGUGGAGGAGUGCAGUGUUUCUGGAUUACAUGCUCAUCAUCCCAGAGACUGCCUCUUCUAUCUGAGAGACUGGGAACCUUCUAGACUACAGGCUUUACUGCAGGUACACAUGCAUAUGGACUAAAGGCUGAAAGAGGUGUUUGUUGCAGGGGGGAUUUCAGCGAUGAUAGUCUCUGAAAUGAAAACUUUGGUGCUGCUGGAGCCCAAAAUAUGACAACCAGACAGAAAAACUAAAAUACUACUUUUAUAAAAACGUAUUUGAAAUAUUUUCAACCAACUAAAUUCUACAAGACAGCCAACAUUUAACAUUUCAUAAAUACAAAAAUAUCCUCCUGAGGUUACAUAAACAGAGUACUGAUACUUAGUUCAGGAACAAACUGGUGCCUCUUGCCAACAUCUUUCCACCAAGGUACUCAGGAAAAACGAAAUCGCUCAGCAAUUAUAUUUGCAGCGAAAAAAUGCGAUAACUCCUAAGCCUGGAAAAAGCGGCAUCCGCAUAAAUGUGCAAAGACGCCGACUUCGGCGCAAACUUACAUGGAUUUUAAACCGCAGCAAUAUUUCAAAAAGCCCUUUUCCUGAGGGACAAGAGCCCCUCAGAGAGCGCCCCCGUUUAACUCUGUUAGCUAACAUUAAUGAAUGUUAGCUAAAGUGACAUUAGCCCCCACAAACAUUGUCAUGUCAUGUUUACUCACCUGGAAAAUUCUGCAGACUUUCUCCACCGUCAAGUCAUCUUCUCAGAGACUCACCCGUCUCCCAGCAAGAAAAAGAACGUGCGACAUCGACAUCGCUUGUACAGUUUGAGAACGAAUGAGGCUGCAAGAGCGGCAAGCCAGUAAUAUCACUGGGGGGGGAGUAGGACGCCGUAGUGCAGUUUCCGAAGCAGAUCAAAGAAGUAGCAGCAGCAGAAGGAGGAGGUCUUUCAAGGCAAAGCAGGCUAAACGAAAGGAAUUACGGUCGUAUUUCAUUUCCCGACUUGUGUAAAAAUAAACCCAUAGUAGGAAAUCAGAUAAAGGCUCGUUUUCCACUUUUUGAUUAUCGAUCUCCAAAUGAAAAACAGGAGACAGCUCUUUCCCGUUUUUCGUUUACCUUCACCCAAAUAAUAAUCGGUGAUCGGAUGGUUUCCUGUUUUUCGCUUACCCAUAUUAAAACGGAAAACUGAUGGCCGCACAUGGACCAGCAGCAUUAUUAUUUCAUGGUCACUCAGCUAAUCCUCAGGAAUUUACAUCAGUAAAGUAUCACCAACCAUCUGGACCCAGCUCUGAAACUCUGAAUAAACUACCCUAACAAGGUAGACUUUUUUCAGUAUGUACCGUCCACAAAACAAAAAUUGAAGAUGAUUUUUUUUCAGCUAUUUCUUCCUAAAAUAGUACUUUGCAUUUGCUUGUGUGUGUGUGUGUGUGUGUGUGUGUGUGUGUGUGUGUGUGUGUGUGUGUGUGUGUGUGUGUGUGUGCGCGCGUGUGUGUGUGCGCGCGCGCAAUUUCCUACCUAUCCAAGAGGGGAACUUGGCGUCAUAACACUUCCACUAAGACGACACUGCAAGGCCAACAGGGGACAUUUUUUAGGUCCCCUCUUGCUCAUGCUUUAAAUCAUGCUUAAAUCAUGUGUGACAUACUCUGGUGAAGUUUUUUUAAAUUUUUGCCAAGUGGGGACCUGAAGGUGUGUGAGUGUUUAAGUCCAUGCAAGACUAUCCCCCUGAAGGCUGGGGCCGGAAUUACAACAACCCUUAAACACACAUCAUUUUACACACACACCCUGGAGGUGUGAAUGUUUUGCACUGAAGGCAGCCUUUCAGACUGUUGAGGGGCUGUUUGACAGGUUACUGGGUCCAGAGCAUGUCUCUUAAAAAUGCAUUGGUUUUCUAUUAAUUUUUCAAUAGAAUUCAAGGAUCACUCUACACUUCUAAGAAUGCAAUUUUUUUUUACCAUGCAAAUUACAGAAAACAGGUACUUUUACUAUUUGAAAUGACAAAGGUUCCCUCUUGGCUGGUAAAUAGUGGCAGGAGUUCCCACUUAGAUAGUACCCAGCGACUUCACAUUCCACCAUGGAUGAAAAGAAAAAAUAAGGAAAACUAAUAAGUAAAAUGACAAUCUUAAAUAUAUAAUUGUUGGUCAAAUGUGAUUUUUUUUUAAUGCACAUUACAAAAACAGGUCCUUUUACUCUUUGGAAUGACAAAGGUUCCCUGUUGGCUGGUAAAUAGUGACAGGAGUUCCCUCUUAGAUGGCAUAGAGGGACAUUCACACUCCACCAUGGAUGAAGAGAAAAAAAUAAGCAAAACUGACAAGUAAAAUAACAUUACUUUAUAAUUGUUGGUUGAAUUUCUUUCUCUUGUUAUUUUCUCUCUCAGAGUAAUGGAGUGGCCUUCAACACUGAACCCUCUCCUGGGACACAGACAGGUAGACAUGGACUUUGUACACACUGAUCCUCAUAAGAAUGACAAUUUGUAAAUGACUAGGAUCGAAAUUAAAGAUGCUCGCCAGCAAAGCUCGUCUUUCUUCGCCGUGCUAUGAUUGAUCUCUAAGGAGCUUUUUCUUAAUCCAUCAAUACUUAAACAUUUACUCAGUUCAUGUCUGGUGUUUUAUAAUCAAAAAGUGCAAUAACUUCAGCUCCAGUCCUUGGUGUAAGUCACGAUCUUACUCGGGUCAUAUUCACGGGUUCUAUUAUUCACGGGUCAGGUGCAAGACAAGGUUAUUUUGAGUGCUGACAUUCCAACAGGCUGAACUCAGAUGGUGACCAUGAUAACUACAUGUUCAGUCUCACUGUAGUAUCAGGUCAUUUUGAGUGUUGGCCUUUCAGGGCCCUGCAGGGUGCAGCUUUACAAAGCAGCUUGUAUCAAUGAUCCUUGUAUGUGAGAUAUUGUUUAAGAUGAGGCAAGAACACUUGUUUAAAGGCUUUUAACGCUCAACUACAAUCCUAUUUCUGCUUUACUCUCAGUGAGUAAGUAGUUAAAAAUCCUUCAGUUUUGUUUUUGGAGGUCUUUGAAUUUUUCAUCCCUCUCUUUUUCAGGUCUGUGUGGAGUGAUAGAGCAGAAGGAUGAGGGAGGGCAGCAGCCAGACUCAGCCUGUGGAGCCCACACCCAGCCAGGACAUGCUGGACUCUGCGAGUAUGAUGUCUUGUUUGUUUUGAAGUUUUGGGUGUGCAGAAAUACAGACUCAAAAUAACAUACAGGGCUCUAUUUUUAUGCUUCGCUGGCGGCGUGGCGCAGGCAGGGCGUAAGUUAGGUCAGCUGCGCCGGCAAGGCGUGCCCUAGCACAUUUUGGUAUUUUGGUGAGCGGUGCAGCCCAUUGUAAGUAUCCCCCCUCCCUAACUCAGCUCCUCCCUGAGGAGAGAGGGCACUGGACUCACCUUUGAAUCCACCACUGGCGAGGCGUAUUACAAUUUUCGUGCAGUAGUCAAAGAGAUCAAGAGAUGGCUGAAGACAGCAAUGCCACACGAUGGCAAGGGGAGGGACUCACUCACUCACUCAAGGCAGCCCCUCAACAAGUGUUGCUGUAAGCACUGCAGGGGCGUCCUACACACUAUCUCAAAUACGCACAGAGGGAUUUGGUGUGUAUAAGCUUGGACCCACUGGUAAGACAAUCCACCUGCGCUGAAAGCUGACCAGGUUUGAAUCGGCGAGCUUUCGGCGCACUUUCUACGCUGACAGAGAGCACGAAAAUGUCACUGCACCAGUUGAUUCUGUGGACACCUCCCCCCACCACGCCACCACACCCAGCCUGGCGGACCUCAUUGCGCCUCAAUCUACAAAAAUAGAUCAGACAAAAAUACCACUGUGCGGGGUCCGCCACCCAGGCGCCACCAGCGGGCACGAAAGUAGAGCCCACAGUGUGUGAAAAAAAGCUACUGAGCUGCAGGCUGUGAGAAAUACGUAGUUUUGACUCCUGCUGGCAGAAUUGACCUUGUAUAAAAGAGUCACCGGAAUGGAGAAGGAAAGAAUAAUUUGUUUUAAUCUAAAAGUGACAGUGGAGCUCUUAACUCAUCUUCAGAAACCAUAAUGCCUCAUGCACAAGAAUCAAAUUCUGGUCAGAUUCUUCAUAAUUGAUGACAUAAAUCUCCUCUCCACACUCAGCCGAGAGCUUCUAAACACAAACAGAUUCAAUAAAAGAUACCAUACAGCACAUAAUGGGUCUACUUAUGAUGACUGAAAUACACCUGGAUGCUGUAAAGGCUCAGUGAGAUCUGUUUAUUAGUUGAAACAUAACCUGCAAAUAUGAUUGACAGUUGAUUAGUGAUGCAAAAAUGAAAUACUUAAGAACAUCAGUUUAUCAUAUCUGGUAAUUACACUUAUGACCUUGUGCUGCUUAAUUAUGACACCAUAGAUGGAACCAGGAGAGAUGACGACCUAUAGAGGAGAGGGGGUGGUGGAUCAGCAUGUGGGGCAGCUCUCAGUUCUUUUAAACAGCUUCUGGUCCCAGGUGGAGCCUCAGCUUUAGAGGAUACUGAUUCCUCUUUUCCCCGAUACACAGCAUUUAUGCAACAGCCCUGUAAUGACAGCUCUGCCAUCAUCACGUCUUUGUUCUCACGCUUCAAACCCCACCACGACGUGAUGUUGGGAUUCUACUGUAUGAGUUUGUGUUGCAUCACAACUUUGCAAGAGUGAGGGAGGAAUGAUGUGUAAAUACACAGCAAAAGCUCCACAUUUACACACACACAUGCACAUACACAUGGCACUUUUAGGUCCUGCAGGCUCUGACACACCCUCUGUUACUACCACUGAUGGAGGCAGUAGGCCAGUCCCUUUGCAAAUUGUGAGAGGGUUGAGAUUUGAAGAAAACUGCAGAGAUCUAUAUGGACGACAGAGCUUCAUUAUAAGUUUGACGAACCAGAAUUUUAACUGAAUAUAUAUCAAAAUACUUCACUUGUUGGCGAGAAUGAAAUUGGUUUACAAAAUUUUUUUAGACAUAAAGAACAAUUCAAGAGCAUACAGUACAUUCAAAUUAAACCCAAUUCUGGGACCAAGUGUUAUUCAAAGCAAAUUUAGCCAGAAGUCCAAGGACUUAAAGGGAUAUUAAGGCGUUAAGUUAAGUUAGGGUCAAACCCACCAGGUUAGACACCCCCUUGAGAGAUGAAUGUUGUCGACUGCUUGCGUCUCUAGUUAUACAAACUUGAGUAACGAUUGCACGAUAGCACCGAGUGCAGCGGAUCAUUUCCUUGAUGUGAUAAUCAUCAUAAGAAUCAUUCUAAACAGCAGUUGCGGUAGUUCUUCUGCCUUAGCAUCUCGGUCUGAUUGCAUUUCCAUUAAUUAAUAAUCAUAAAUGUUCUUCCUUGAGCUGCGAAACUCCGCUGCACUCUGUGAUAGACUUGUCAGGGCUCCCCCACAAUUAAGCGGCUACUGGAGGAGAGUGGGUGAGUUGUGUUUGGUCUCUUUAUUAAAGAAAUUAGGCGAAGCUAAAAAGAUGUUUGAUGGAUAGUACUAUGGCUGGGACACUAUAUGUACUGUUGAUGAAGUUAGGUGCUGUUCUGAGCAUUAUUUGUGGCUAUAGAGUGGCUUUUUGGAGUUUUGCGCAUGGAUCCAUAGACCGCUGUGUAUUGCUAUCUGCUGUCAUUACUCAAGUUGGUAUAACUAGAGAAGCAACCAGUCAGCAACAUCCAUCUCUAGAGGGGGUGUCUAACUGAGUGUUACAGUGUGUUUGGCCAUAACUCAAACCUACAUCAGAAUAUCCCUUUAAGUUGCUGAGUUGAGAGCAAGUAUCCCUCCUCUCACUCUUAAAGUCAGCAGGUUUAAGAACAUCCAGGAGGAACACAGACUGUGUGAAUUAUGUAGAUGAGGAGAAUGAAAUGCGUUAUCUUAUAUUAACUUUUACAUGACGAGUGAAGAAAUAUUGGUUAAAAGUCCCUAUAUGUUUUUUGCGCACUUAUGAUGAGAGGUUGGGAUGUCUUUUUACUUCUACUACUCCAAGUUCAUUUCUUUUCUCUCCAAAGCCUGGAAGAAACUUUAGAAACAUCAGAUCUUUGUAGGACAAUUAUUAUAACUUGUAUAACACGGGUCUGCUCUGGUCUUUGGUUCUCAGGUAUAAAUAAUGGUGGGUUGUAAACCAGGUGGGCUGGAUGUAUUGUAUAUGCAUGACACAAUAAUAAAUAAUAAAUAUCAAACCAGUCAAAGUCAGUGUUUACCAUAUGGCAGAGUGUUUAAACAUUCAAGGUUUUGACGUUUUUCUUUUUGUCAUUCCCUCAGGAGAAUAAAGUUAAGACACUAUAUUACAUGAAUAUAGUCAAAUGAAAAUCCACAAAUGUUAUGAGAUUAUAGUCAUAUGAAAAUAAAGUCACAGUAAUCCUCUUGUAAUAUUUUGAGAAUAAAGUCCUCUUGUUGAGAAGAUAAAGUUGACGGCGAGAAGCCAACAGUCUGUACCAAAAGGAGGAAUGAGGAGCGUCUAGUUAAAUUGUCUGGAGUGUUUUGUCUCCUCAGCUCCACAUUGUUAUAAGUAUCAGGACUCUGAAAAGACUGAGCAGAAAUCUGAGGCCUGUGGUGUCCCCGUUCAAAACAGCAUUAUGAGGAUAAUCAUUCACUAAAUUAAUGACCUGUUUCUUGUAACAUAAUGACUCUUGUAACAAAAUAUAAUGACUUUAUUCUCCUAAUAUAAUUAGUUUACUUUGACUUUAUCCUCAAAAGAAAAUGACUUUAAGGUUAAAAAAAACAGUUUAAUUUAAUGUGGCCCUCUGUUGUACUAUUAAACCUUUUUGCUGAGUGUAAGAAGUGUUCAUAUUUCACAGAUCAUCCUACUCUCACAGCGUAUCCUGCUUGAAUGAUGGUUUGAGCCGGAGAGUCUCGCCGCAGCUGGUCAUAUAUUCAGCUGUCGUUCUACACUCUGUUUCUGGUCAGGUUAUACUUGUUUGAGUCCAAUUAUAAGAACAUACUCGGGUUAGAUCGGGAUCGCUUGAGGGGACUUACCCAGUUAAGACAACCUUUGGAGACUGUUAAAUUUAGUGAAGCCACAAAACCAGAAAAAGAUCCCGGGUAUGUUUAAUUGCUUUUGCAGUAAACAUGAUGAUGACAAACAUUAAAAAUCACUAUCAACCAAACAAAAGGAAAUCCCAUCAAAAGCCCAACUCUUUUCCUGUAUGGAGGGAAAGCAGACUGACUUGCAGUAUCGAAGUACAAAACCCAAUUCCAUUAAACUUCGAUAAACAUUGAUGUCGGUUUUUGAUACAGUGCCGCCUGAGGGAUCGAAGUUCACGGGCAUUCAAUGUUGGUUUCCGGCCGUGCCGCUUACAUGCAGUGAUUUCUCCAGAUUCUCUGAACCUUUUGAUGAUAUUAUGGACUGUAGAUGUUGAAAUCCCUAAAUUCCUUGCAAUUGUACUUUGACAAACGUUGUUCUUAAACUGUUCGACUAUUUGCUCACGCAGUUGUUCACAAAGUGGUGAACCUCGCCCCAUCCUUGAUUGUGAAUGACUGAGAAUUUUUUGGGAAGCUGCUUUUACACCUAAUCAUGGCACUCACCUGUUCCCAAUGAGCCUGCUCACCUGUGGGAUGUUCCAAAUAGGUGUUUGAUGAGCAUUCCUCAAAUUUCUCAGUAUUUUGUGCCACUUUUCCCAACUUCUUUGUCACGUGUUGCUGCCACGAAAUUCUGAGUUAAUUAUUAUUAGCAAAAUAAAUAAAGUUUAUGAGUUUGAACAUUAAAUAUCUUGUCUUUGUAGUGUAUUAUUUAUGUUUAUCACAAUUUUCCAACUUCAAUGGAAUUGGGUUUUGUAUUUUCAUUUCAUUUACCAGUAUGUUAUUUACACUUAAUUCAAAGUGAAACACAGUUAAAUUACAUGCAGCCAAAUGGCUCAUAUAAAUCCAGUGUAUGAAAAUACAGCACCAACUUUAUCAGUUAAACUUCUUUGUCACUAUGAUUUGCUCAGUGUUGAUUCUAACGUGAUGUUCUUUACAGGAAACAUUACCGGGAGUACCUGGUCAGUCUGAUUAACAGCCACUCCAUUGACCCUGCGCCUCUGUACAGCUCCAAUGAGCUGCUGCUGGCCUGCAAGAGAUACAAGGUGGAUGACAGCCGCAGGGAUGGAGAGGACAGCUUCACCUAUUACAGCAGACUGCUGGAGGUAAGUCUGUAUGUGCAGGAAUGUUUUUUUUUGUUUGUUUGUUUUUUUUAAUUUUAAAUAAAAGUGAGCUAAUGAAACAGGCGUCACUUCAGGCUUUAACACCUUCAAGACUGUGAAUUUAAACUUACAACCAUAUUCCGUGAUAAUCCCCAAACUUUGAUCAGUCCUAAUAAUUUCAUGUCAAGUAUUUUUCAUCACAUUAAAACUCCAUUAUGUCGAAUUUAAAACAGCUUUAGAGUCUACAUUAACAAUGUGAAGCAAAUCUUACAAGGCUCUUGAUUUAUAAAUAAAAAAAGUAAUGAAGUGACCUCUGUAAUCUUGACUUUUAUAGUCAUUAUUCAGACGGUUUCUGCAGUGUGGUCUAACAGCACACCUUAGAAGUAGGAGACUGCUGGAAAGUGCUUGUUUGGUAAAAUGUCGAAUUCAUUUUAUUUUUCUGUAAGGCAACACAGUUGAAUGAAAGCAAGGAAGCAGGAGGGAUAUAUAUUUCAAUUAAAUGCAGAACAAAAUCACCAGCUCUAUUAACUUUGAGUGUUGUUGAAACUGAGAAAACCGAUGAGUUAUUUAUCUGGGACCAUGAAACUAACCAAAAAAUCCCUUACCUGAAACCACAGACACAGUGAAAAGUAAAACUAGAGAAAGAUUUGCACUUAUACAAACAGAACAAUCCCAAGAUGGGUUUCCAUAGCGAGUUUUAUUCACAUCCUCAUAAUGUGCAAUCUACACUCUCCCAAAUAGUACUCUGCCAGCUUUUAGUUCGCUGACAUCAGUCUGAACAGCUCAUCUGUAUGCUCAGCUUGUAGAUGGUAGCUUAAAUAGUAAUAAUAAUAACUUUAUUCAUAAUGCACCUUUAAAAAAACAAAAGUUAACAAGGUGCUUUACGGACAAAGCAGAAUAAAUUAUAAUGAUCAAAGCAGAGGAGAAAUAAGUCAUUGAUCAGAAAGUCACAAAUAAAGGGCAAAAAGAAAAAAACCUAAAAUAGCCACAAAAAGAUUUCAAGAAGAGGGCAAAGAAAAAAGAACAAAGAACAAAAGGAAAGAAAAAGGUAGAUGACAUCACAUAAGAAGUACCAAUGAUUAAAAAGAUGAAGAGCUGCAAGAUACAAAUAAACCAACCAAUAAAUAAACAUAAGUAAAUCAAUGAAAUUUAUGUGAUCAAGGACAGUAAAGGACGGGGUCACAUGAGGGCUUGCAAACAAAUGGUUGAAACUAAAGCAUCAAUACAUGAAAGUUUGAAGUUUGAAGUUGACAAGUGUUCAAAGAGUAAGUUUACAUUAAAACCAGUCUGUAAAAGCGAAUUUUUCUGAAGUUAUUUAAAAGAUGUUACUGAAAAAAAAGCUGAAUUUUCCUUUAACCAAACUCUAUUUAAUGUAGUUUCAGGAUCUGAUCAGUCCCAUUCUUACCAGACAAAAUCAAUAAAAGUGGUGUGUAUUUCAAAGCCUGUUUGUCCCCUGUAUGAGUUGAUAUUUCUGAGGUUAUUUUUUAAAUCUGCACGUUUCUUUGUAUAUGCUGACAUUUACAUCCCUCUGUGCUCUCUCUGCAGAAACUAAUGGAUGAAGUUGCACUUGGUGACAAGGUGCCACGCAAGAAAUAGUGGAUGCUUGAUUCCUGUUUUCUGUCCUUGUUAAUAUCCCAAUCUGUCCAUCUGUAAACUUCUUACUCAUUUACACAAAACAAAUGAGACCUAACCUUGAAGCUCCUGUGAGAAAUUUCAGCUGCUGAAACAGACUUUCAUUUUUUUAACCCCAAACAUUCACUGUGAGGCUUCUUAGAUAAUUAAAAAAACAAGAACAGUUAUGUUUCUUUGACAGAAAACAUUGCAAAAGCACAUUCCGGACAAGGUCACCAAACUGGCUAAAGGUCCUUUCACAGUGGGAGCGUUUUUUUUGUGCGAUUAUUUUGGACGUCAGUAUUUUCCCAUUCUGCGAUAUUGCGGCAUUUAUUUUUUCGUAUCACAGUCGAUUUUUCAAAAGUUUCUCAUUCUGUGUGUCUACUUCUGACCAAUCAGAUUGUGUGUUGUUGCGACGUCUGUUUCACCGGUAUAUCCAACAUGGCCGACCGGCUGAUUGUUUACGUGUCGGAGAACAGAGUGCUUUUUGAUAAAAAACACAAACAUUACAAAGAUAACAACCUGAAGGAAAACUUGUUGAGAGUCAUAGUGUCGGAUUUCUCAUAUGACGAUGGUUUGUGUGCAUUAACAGUUUGCUGAACGUCUUUGUUUUAACUUUCAUCUGUGCUAAGUAACUUUAGCUCGUAAGCUAACCUGUUCAGAUACAACAUACCAUAUGUAUUUUCACUGUCUCAAACUCAGUCGCGUUGCUGUCACAGCACCAUUAGGUCUCGGUUGUUACCUUACGUUUAUGGAUUAUAGUUUAAUGUGUUUAUCUGGUACUGGCCCUGACUCAGUACAUGCUAUCAUGACAGACAGACAUCUCAACACUAGUGUCUAAUAUUUCGUAUAUUUGCGUCAGUCCCAGUGUGUAAGGACCUUAAUCUUGCUGCUUUGCCUUCAGAGGUCAAAAACAGUAUGUCAACACAAGCUUAACGGUCUUCAGGAGACCUUAAAGUUCUGUAAACGUUUAGCUCUGCUCCCAUGAUGGUACAAACUACAGCAGAGUUUUCCCUCAUGCACUGCCUGAGUGCAACAUUGGUUUUAUUCCAUCCAUAAAUAGGUCUGUAACCCAGAUCAGAGGGGGUUUCUGUUGUUAAUGCUUGUCCAUCUCAAAGUCAGGCCAAAUGAACAGCUAAACAAGCACAGUGGUAACAUGGUCAGCAAACAACUUGGUAGUUUUGGUGCUGUGGGUAGGUUAUGAUCUCCAUAAAGCUUGUCAGUAGAUGACAUGGCACCCCACAUCAUCACAGACUACAGGACUUUAGGCACCUUGGAUUCUGGGCCUCUCUGAUCUUUCUCCAGACCCUGGGACAUUGAUUUCCAAAUGAGAUCUAAAAACAGGACUUUGGACCACAGAGCAAGAGUCCAGUUGUUUGUCUUCUUAGUGACCUUGGCCCAUAUUCCUAAACAUUCUGUGAAUUCUCUCAGAGGGCUCCGAACUUAACCUAAAAAUUCCUAGCAAGGAGUUUUCGCUUAGGAGUGAUUCCAAAACAUUCUCAGAGAACUCUGAGCAAGGAAUGGACAGAAACUCCUGUCUUGGUGAGGAGGUGUGGUUGACCCUGUUGCUCGGCUGUGAUUGGUUGAUCCUAAAAGCUAGAUAAAAAAUAUUCUUUUGGUGACAAUCAGCAAAGGAUGUUUUUUUUUUUUUUUUUCAGGUAAACAUGUUCACACCACUUUCAUUCCUCAAAACAAGAAUUGAUUAAGUUGCAUUAGUUAUGAAUAAAGCUUUUGAUUCUAACAGUAAAGUGGCGAACAUUCGGAAGGCGUGCGCUAAACAUGUUGAAAUGCAGCUCUGUUAGCGAGAUCUUAAACCUAAGUUGAGUAUUGUGUUGAGUUGGUAGUGACAUAUUUUAGAAAAAAAAUGAGGUCAUAGUCUGGAAACAGAACUUUCUUUUCCAUGAAUGCUUCUACUUCCUUACUUCUUCAUGUUGCAUUUGAGUCCUGCCUUCUCAGUCACAUGCACACAUGCAACAUCAACAUCACAGGUAUGUUUCAUGUUCCGUACGAAAUGAGUGGAGAGCCUGCAGGAGAGAUGUUUAGCAGAUAUCUGUGAAACAUGUUCCCUCAGUAUGAAACGAUCCUCCUGAUACUGGAUACAAAGGUGUCUGUGUGCUUUUUUAAUUCUUGUAACUGUAAAUGCCUUUAACCUCUGGACUGCAGUGGACAGACCAUAAAGUAAUCAAUCAGAGGUUAGACUUCAUGCGUGUGUGUCAUGAACGUUUGGCCAUGUAGCAUGUACAUUGUGAUUCCAAAAGGCAGCAGAUGAACCGGUCACUGUAAUUUCUCUCCAUUAUCCUCAGAUCUUGAAUUAUAUCAUCAAACUAUAAACUCUCUGACUGUAUUUUGUAUUUCAUGUGUGAAAUGAAUGAACACUGAACAUGUUAACACCAUAUCCAGAUGUUGUUGCAGCAUUCAUUUGCUUACAGAGUGUUUAAUAAUAACUGCAGGUUAAUCAACAAAGAUUGACAACAUUGACUAAUAUUCAGUGGUUGAAGAAAAGGUAUCUUGUAUGUAACACUGUGGUGGAGGUGAACAGGUAUCAGACAGUAACUCCCUGAUGAUGUAACAGUGCCGGGGGCUUAAAUAACUGUGUUGUUUGAAGGAAAUGUUCAUUUUAAUACAGUAUUAAGAUCCUGGGGAGAAGUGUACAUGUUUUGCAUGUUGUGCUCUGCACUUUGUCUAAAUAAAUAUGAUGCUUCUUACAGACUGUCAGAGGUUUGUUUUCAGUUUGGACACCAUAAAUCACCAUAAAAUAACUCAUGGCUCUGUGUGUAAUUAUCAUGUUAUAUCAAAGAAAUAUUUGUGUUGUUUUGGAAAACUGUAAAUAAAGCAGGCAAUAGGGUUAUGUGCAUAAUAGCAAACAAUGGUAAGAUCAAGUAAGAGUCUUAAAUCAUACUGUGGAGAUCUCUUAGCUAUAAACUGAGAGAUACAACAACGUAAGUGCUACAUGAAUUUAGCUCUGAAUUAAACUGGAUUUAUUGCUGACAUAAUUCAGUGUAAUACGUCAUCCCCACUCUCACCCAGUCUCUUUCAAGCAAAGUAAAGAACAAAUAAAGGCAAAAAGCCUAAAAAAAACAAUCUGUUAAAUGUCCAUGAGCAUAAAGUUAUAAAGUAAUGACGUGAGCAGCUCAGUCUCUUACUGGUUUUAACAAACAUCACCCCCAAUCUCAGUGUCACUACACAUGGCUUCCUAUUACUUUUAGAUUAGAUUUAAGAUUUACAGAUGGAUUUUGAAACUUGUAUGGGUUUUAACAGACAAAUAAAUUAAAAAUCGAAUCAUUUAAUAGCUUUAGAUUAACAGAACACAUAAUUCCUAUUUUACUUAGCACUUCGGUAGUCCCUUUGAUUGCCAAAUCAGAGGGGUUUUUUUUUUCUUCUUCUUUACAAUCACUACUGAGCCCCACUCCGGGAGCCCGUUAGGGCCAGUGGCCCACCCACCACCCUUGACAGCUUCCCUACCACCACCCUCCCCAUGAAGAUUUCGUAUCGCUGCUGAGACCCAGGAUGAUAUCCCCUGGUCCCUGUCCCCCGGCUCUCAGUGUCUGUGGAUUUGCACUGCCCCGGUAUGGAGCCAGUCUGUCACAGUGCAGGGCAAACCUCCUUCCUUUUGAUGGCAUCUGAACUCUGUCGACCACCUCCCCUAGCCUCUCCAGGACCCUGCAGGGCCCGAUCGAGUUGCUGUCCAGUAUUGGGCAUCUGCCCUUCUUCCUCUGUGGGUUAUAAACCCACACCAACUCUCCCACCGUGAAGUGUCUCCCUCUGGCAAACACAUUGUAGUUUCUCUUCUGUCUUGCCCCAGCACUGAUGAGUUCAUGGCAACCUCAUCCCAGAGUGGCCGUUAAUGUGAUUCCACCCAUGUGCGCACUGACCUGAUGUCUGCACCCUCCCCCUGCCUGUGUG